AUGUCUAACGAAAGUGACACUGGAGGUCAACCUGCUGCGACAACAACAAUCAGCACUGUCGCCGUGCAGGCUGGGGAAUCUCAGAUUAUUGUUACUGUGUUCAAGGUACCGAUCUCCUAAAAUAUUCUUCAGUUGUGUCUUUGUGUCGUCUUUAGCUGUCUUUAGUUGUCUUUUUAAGCUUAUUUCGGUCCUUGAAAAGCACUAUAUAAAACCCAUGUAUUCUUUUUCAGUUUGUUGAUAACUCAUGUGAACAGAACAGAAGAGCUUAGAUACAGUGGGGAGAACAAGUAUUUGAUACACUGCCAAUCUUGCAGGUUUUCCUACUUACAAAGCAUGUAGAGGUCUGUAAUUUGUAUCAUAGGUACACUUCAACUGUGAGAGACGGAAUCUAAAACAAAAAUCCAGAAAAUCACAUUGUAUGAUUUUUAAGUAAUUAAUUUGCAUUUUAUUGCAUGACAAGUAUUUGAUCAGAAAAGCAGAACUUAAUAUUUGGUACAGAAACCUUUGUUUGCAAUUACAGAGAUCAUACAUUUCCUGUAGGUCUUGACCAGGUUUGCACACACUACAGCAGGGAUUUUGGCCCACUCCUCCAUACAGACCUUCUCCAGAUCCUUCAGGUUUCGGGGCUGGCGCUGGGCAAUAUGGACUUUCAGCUCCCUCCAAAGAUGGUUCAGGUCUGGAGACUGGCUAGGCCACUCCAGGACCUUGAGAUGCUUCUUACGGAGCCACUCCUUAGUUGCCCUGGCUGUGUGUUUCGGGUCGUUGUCAUGCUGGAAGACCCAGCCACGACCCAUCUUCAAUGCUCUUACUGAGGGAAGGAGGUUGUUGGCCAAGAUCUCGCGAUACAUGGCCCCAUCCAUCCUCCCCUCAAUACGGUGCAGUCGUCCUGUCCCCUUUGCAGAAAAGCAUCCCCAAAGAAUGAUGUUUCCACCUCCAUGCUUCACGGUUGGGAUGGUGUUCUUGGGGUUGUACUCAUCCUUCUUCUUCCUUCAAACACGGCGUGUGGAGUUUAGACCAAAAAGCUAUAUUUUUGUCUCAUCAGACCACAUGACCUUCUCCCAUUCCUCCUCUGGAUCAUCCAGAUGGUCAUUGGCAAACUUCAGACGGGCCUGGACAUGCGCUGGCUUGAGCAGGGGGACCUUGCGUGCGUUGCAGGAUAUUAAUCCAUGACGGCGUAGUGUGUUACUAAUUGUUUUCUUUGAGACUGUGGUCCCAGCUCUCUUCAGGUCAUUGACCAGGUCCUGCUGUGUAGUUCUGGGCUGAUCCCUCACCUUCCUCAUGAUCAUUGAUGCCCCACGAGGUGAGAUCUUGCAUGGAGCCCCAGACCGAGAGUGAUUGACCAUCAUCUUGAACUUCUUCCAUUUUCUAAUAAUUGCGCCAACAGUUGUUGCCUUCUCACCAAGCUGCUUGCCUAUUGUCCUGUAGCCCCUCCCAGCCUUGUGCAGGUCUACAAUUUGAUCCUUGAUGUCCUUACACAGCUCUCUGGUCUUGGCCAUUGUGGAGAGGUGGGAGUCUGUUUGAUUGAGUGUGUGGACAAGUGUCUUUUAUACAGGUAACGAGUUCAAACAGGUGCAGUUAAUACACGUAAUGAGUGGAGAAUAGGAGGGCUUCUUAAAGAAAAACUAACAGGUCUGUGAGAGCCGGAAUUCAUACUGGUUGGUAGGUGAUCAAAUACUUAUGUCAUGCAAUAAAAUGCAAAUUAAUUACUUAAAAAUCAUACAAUGUGAUUUUCUGGAUUUUUGUUUUAGAUUCCGUCUCUCACAGUUGAAGUGUACCUAUGAUAAAAAUUACAGACCUAUACAUGCUUUGUAAGUAGGAAAACCUGCAAAAUCGGCAGUGUAUCAAAUACUUGUUCUCCCCACUGUAUAUGCCUCUCAGAACUCUUCUUUGGUCAGAAAUGAUUGUUCACUCCACAAUGAUGGAGAUGGAGAAGAUCAAUCUUUCCAAGCAGUUUAACAAAAAUGUUGUCUAAUAUUACCAUAGCGUUAUGUCUAUAUAACAACAAGGAAUGGUAAUGUUCAGUGACUGUCAAGCUAGAUUAUUGAUCUGUCUGUAUCUGACAGACACUGACCUCACAGUGAUCAUCCAUCGAUCUCUUUCUUUCCAAAGUGCUGCUGCUAUUAGAGGAUGUUUCCCAAAUGGCACCAUAUUCCCUUUAUAGUGCACUACUUAUGACCAGGGGUCUGGUAAAAAGAAGUGCACUAGCCUAUAUAGGGAAUAUAGCCAUUAGAGACACAACCAGAGAAAGGCAUUUCAUGUUGUCAAUGAUGUCACAAGCUUGCAUAGUCCACAUUGUUACAGCUAGUGUCCUGGGAUGUCAAUAGUGCUCUCUGUUUCUCCAUUAUGCUUAUAGGACUAGCUCCCAGCCAAACCAGCAGGCUUAUCUCAAUGCCUCACAUACUAACACCGUACAUCUCAACAUGUAGGCAGCCCUGCAGGGCUUUCCCAUGGUAGUGAUAAGACAGUGGACAUUAGGUAUUAGGUCUUUUUUUAAAGUUUACUUUUCUAAGUUAUUCUUUUCCCACAUAGCAGUCAAAUACAUAUUGUAAAUGCAUGGUAAAUACAUGGUAAAUACAUGGUAAAUACAUGGUAAAUACAUGGUAAAAACAUGUUAAAUACAUGGUAAAUACAUGGUAAAUACAUGGUAAAUGCAUGGUAAAUACAUGGUAAAUACAUGGUAAAUACAUGUUAAAUACAUGGUAAAUACAUGGUAAAUGCAUGGUAAAUACAUGGUAAAUACAUGGUAAAUACAUGUUAAAUACAUGUUAAAUACAUGGUAAAUACAUGGUAAAUGCAUGGUAAAUACAUGGUAAAUGCAUGGUAAAUACAUGGUAAAUACAUGGUAAAUACAUGUUAAAUGCAUGGUAAAUACAUGGUAAAUACAUGGUAAAUACAUGGUAAAUACAUGGUAAAUGCAUGUUAAAUGCAUGGUAAAUACAUGGUAAAUACAUGGUAAAUACAUGGUAAAUGCAUGGUAAAUACAUGUUAAUACAUGGUAAAUACAUGGUAAAUACAUGGUAAAUGCAUGGUAAAUACAUGGUAAAUGCAUGGUAAAUACAUGGUAAAUGCAUGGUAAAUACAUGGUAAAAACAUGUUAAAUUUAUGGGAAAGUUCAAAUGCACAAGAUAUUAGAUAUGAUAAAACACAGAAACAGAGGAGAAGGAAAAGCCUACAGUGAGGGAAAAAAGUAUUUGAUCCCCUGCUGAUUUUGUACGUUUGACCACUGACAAAGACAUGAUCAAUCUAUAAUUUUAAUGGUAGGUUUAUUUGAACAGUGAGAAACAGAAUAACAACAACAAAAAAUCCAGAAAAACGCAUGUCAAAAAUGUUAUAAAUUGAUUUUCAUUUUAAUGAGGGAAAUAAUUAUUUGACCCCUCUGCAAAACAUGACUUAGUACUUGGUGGCAAAACCCUUGUUGGCAAUCACAGAGGUCAGACGUUUCUUGUAGUUGGCCACCAGGUUUGCACACAUCUCAGGAGGGAUUUUGUUCCACUCCUCUUUGCAGAUCUUCUCCAAGUCAUUAAGGUUUCGAGGCUGACGUUUGGCAACUCGAACCUUCAGCUCCCUCCACAGAUUUUCUAUGGGAUUAAGGUCUGGAGACUGGCUAGGCCACUCCAGGACCUUAAUAUGCUUCUUCUUGAGCCACUCCUUUGUUGCCUUGGUCGUGUGUUUUGUCAUGCUGGAAUACCCAUCCACAACCCAUUUUCAAUGCCCUGGCUGAGGGAAGGAGGUUCUCACCCAAGAUUUGACAGUACAUGGCCCCAUCCAUCGUCCCUUUGAUGCGGUGAAGUUGUCCUGUCCCCUUAGCAGAAAAAUACUGCCAAAGCAUAAUGUUUCCACCUCCAUGUUUGACGGUGGGGAUGGUGUUCUUGGGGUCAUAGGCAGCAUUCCUCCUCCUCCAAACACGGCGAGUUGAGUUGAUGCCAAAGAGCUCGAUUUUGGUCUCAUCUGACCACAACACUUUCACCCAGUUCUCCUCUGAAUCAUUCAAAUGUUCAUUGGCAAACUUCAGACGGCCCUGUAUACGUGCUUUCUUGAGCAGGGGGACCUUGCGGGCACUGCAGGAUUUCAGUCCUUCACGGCGUAGUGUGUUACCAAUUGUUUUCUUGGUGACUAUGGUCCCAGCUGCCUUGAGAUCAUUGACAAGAUCCUCCCGUGUAGUUCUGGGCUGAUUCCUCACCGUUCUCAUGAUCAUUGCAACUCCACGAGGUGAGAUCUUGCAUGGAGCCCCAGGCCGAGAGAGAUUGACAGUUCUUUUGUGUUUCUUCCAUUUGCGAAUAAUAAACUGUUGUCACCUUCUCACCAAGCUGCUUGGCGAUGGUCUUGUAGCCCAUUCCAGCCUUGUGUAGGUCUACAAUCUUGUCCCUGACAUCCUUGGAUAGCUCUUUGGUCUAUGGUGUAGAGUUUGGAAUCUGAUUGAUUGAUUGCUUCUGUGGACAGGUGUCUUUUAUACAGGUAACAAGCUGAGAUUAGGAGCACUCCCUUUAAGAGUGUGCUCCUAAUCUCAGCUCGUUACCUGUAUAAAAGACACCUGGGAGCCAGAAAUCUUUCUGAUUGAGAGGGGGUCAAAUACUUAUUUCCCUCAUUAAAAUGCAAAUCAAUUUAUAACAUUUUUGACAUGCGUUUUUCUGGAUUUUUUUGUUGUUAUUCUGUCUCUCACUGUUCAAAUGAACCUACCAUUAAAAUUAUAGACUGAUAAUUUCUUUGUCAGUGGGCAAACGUACAAAAUCAGCAGGGGAUCAAAUACUUUUUUCCCUCACUGUAUGUUCUGUUUGAAGAGAGAGAUGUUUUUGUCCUCUGUGUUGUAUCCUCUGGCGCCAAUUUUGAUGACCAAUUUUGGCCGUGAAGGGGAAGGGGGUAAUGGUAACGCCGUUCCUCUGCAUUUCGAGGUUCCUUUAAAGUGACUGCUCCAGCCACGGCUGCAAUCCAAGGCAUGCAUUGAUUAAAGGGCAAAGCAUGCAGAGUAGGAAAUAGGCCUAAUCUCUACCGCCAGCACCGUCACAGUUACAGUGCCCAUGCACACUCUGUGGCUGCAACCACAUGACUAACCACCGUUUUCUUUGACAUAUGAAUAAUUGUCUCAGUGAAAGUUUCCUUACAUCUGAAACAACAUAGGCUACUGUAAUGCUUGUGACACUAUGUAUAAAUCUUGUAAUAUAGUUUAACAGUUGUUGGUAGUAUGAACACUUUGUAGCUGGAACAACCACGGUUGUCAUUGACAAAUCAAUUACUGUACUGUCUAUCCAAAUAUAUACAGGCAUUAUGUAGUAAUACUGUCAUAUAGGCUACAGCAACAGCUGUUGGUGCUCUUUACACUCAGGGUGACACUUCCACAAAAAGCUUGACUUUAAGUUAAUAUGUGUCACCCAGAGAGGUAUCAGUAAGUCAUUACAUUAAAGGAAUACCCCAGGUUACUGGAUUGACAUUGUCCUGGGAAUGUGUCCCAAAUGGCACCCUAUUCUCUACAUAGUACACUACUUUUGAACAGGGUACAUAGGGCUCUGGUGAAAAGUAGUGCACUAUAUAGGGAAUAGGGCACCAUUUGGGAUGCAAACACUGAUGGCGUUCCCGGGACAGCACAAUAUAUUGGAAAAGGAGCCCCACGUUGCGGACGACAUUUCCAUACGCUGUUUACACACUGUGAAAUUCACAGGGGGACCAUGUGGGUGUUCACAGGUAUAAUAUUACACCAACCUGCCCUGUUUGCAGUCAGAGCAUAAACAACAUGUUACAUGGCCUUUGCAGGUAAACACAAACAGACCUCGGCAUCCUGCUGGUUCUAACUUUGAUGAGUCUCUUUGAUACUUAGUAGUACAUCAAUUGAUCCAAUGGAUACAGACAGGACAUUUACUCCUAAUGUAUGGUUAAGCAAUAAGGCCCGAGGGGGUGUGGUAAAUGGCCAAUGUACCACUGCUAAGGGCUGUUCUUAUGCACGACGCAACGCAGAGUACCUGGAUACAGCCCUUAGCCGUGGUAUAUUCACCAUAUUCCACAAACCCCCGAGGUGCCUUGUUGCUAUUAUAAACUGGUUAUCAACGUAAUUAGAACAGUACUAAUAAAUGUUUUGUCAUACCCGUGAUAUACCACGGCUUUCAGCCAAUCGGCAUUCAGGGUUGGACCCACCCAGUGUAUAAUAAUAAAUAUGUAUUGAGAACAAAAGGGAGAAAACAAACGCUGUGUGUGUUUUGUAGUGUGGGGCACUGGUGCAGCUGCAGUUGACUGAAGCCAAUCCCAACCUGCUGGAGAUCGGCAGCAACCAGGAUGAAACCAAGAAACUACUGCAUGAACACGAGCAGCUCCUGAUCAAACUCAAGGUAAUCAUCUCAUUGGAAAUAGAUGUCACCACCAGGGGGGUCCUGGGUGGUCCAGCGGUCAAAAGCACUGCACCGCAGUGCAGAGGCGCCACUACAGCCAAUUGGUCCGGGGUAGGGGAGGGUUUGGCCGGUGGGGCUUUCCUUGGCUCAUCGUGCUCUUGUGACAAGGCUGGGCGCCUGCAAGCUGACUCCGGUCAUCAGUCUAACAGUGUUUCCUCCGACACAUUGGUGCGGCAGACAUCCGGGUCAAGCGAGCAGUGUGAUAUGAAGUAGGCAGCCAGGCGGGUCUUGUUUCGGAGGAUGCAUGACUCGACCUUCGACUCUCCCGAGCCCAUUGAGGAGUUGCAGAGGAGUUAAUUCAAGGAGCAAACGGAGGGGGGGGGGUGGGGGAAUACGCUUGUGGCCAUACCACCCUGAACACGCCUGUUCAGGGUCACACCUGGUUAGUACCGGGACGGGAGACCACCUGGGAAUACCAGGUGCCGUAAGCUAAAAGAAUAUUCAACAAAUAUAUAUAAAAAUGGCACCACAAGUGAGCUAUAACUAAUAUGUCAGCUCAGGUGACAUAGAACUACACUAUUCUAUUAUUGAUAUGCCACUAUUUUGACAUGCGAACAUAUAACUACUCUAUUCUAUUAUUGGUAUGUCACUAUUUUUACAUAUGCCAACAUAGAACUACACUUUUAUAUUAUUAAUAUGUCACUAUUUUGAAAUAUAUGUCAACAUGUACAGUGGGGAGAACAAGUAUUUGAUACACUGCCGAUUUUGCAGGUUUUCCUACUUAAAAAGCAUGUAGAGGUCUGUAAUUUUGUCAGGGUUGAGUGUAGAGGUAACGUGGAAUCACACGCAGGACACACAGAGGUUCGAAACAGAUGUCUUUAGUGAAGUCCAAGAAAACAAGCCAACCACGGCAACAGGCCACAGGCGAACAAUACGCACACUGGUAAGUACCAAAAAUAACAGCGUACAACGUGCGGGACUCUCUCUAACAAAAACGAAUACAGAGAGAACAGAACAACGAACUAAUAGAACACGUGACAUCGAACAAUUACACACAACACCUGACCAAACACAAGAGAACUAAAUAGGACGCAUAAUGAACACUAACAAGGAACAGGUGUAACAAACAGACAAAACCAAUCAAACAUAGAAACAUAGAACGGUGGCAGCUAGUACUCCGGAGACGACGACCGCCGAAACCGUGACAAAUUUUUAUCAUAGGUACACUUCAACUGUGAGAGACGGAAUCUAAAACAAAAAUCCAGAAAAUCACAUUGUAUGUUUUUUAAGUAAUUAAUUUGCAUUUUAUUGCAUGACAUAAGUAUUUGAUCACCUACCAACCAGUAAGAAUUCCGGCUCUCACAGACCUGUUAGUUUUUCUUUAAGAAGCCCUCCUGUUCUCCACUCAUUACGUGUAUUAACUGCACCUGUUUGAACUCGUUACCUGUAUAAAAGACACCUGUCCACACACUCAAUCAAACAGACUCCAACCUCUCCACAAUGGCCAAGACCAGUGAGUUGUGUAAGGACAUCAGGGAUAAAAUUGUAGACCUGCACAAGGCUGGGAUGGGCUACAGGACAAUAGGCAAGCAGCUUGGUGAGAAGGCAACAACUGUUGGCGCAAUUAUUAGAAAAUGGAAGAAGUUCAAGAUGACGGUCAAUCACCCUCGGUCUGGGGCUCCAUGCAAGAUCUCACCUCGUGGGGCAUCAAUGAUCAUGAAGAAGUUGAGGGAUCAGCCCAGAACUACACGGCAGGACCUGGUCAAUGACCUGAAGACAGCUGGGACCACAGUCUCAAAGAAAACCAUUAGAAACACACUACGCCGUCAUGGAUUAAAAUCCUGCAGCGCACGCAAGGUCCCCCUGCUCAAGCCAGCGCAUGUCCAGGCCCGUCUGAAGUUUGCCAAUGACCAUCUGGAUGAUCCAGCGGAGGAAUGGGAGAAGGUCAUGUGGUCUGAUGAGACAAAAAUAGAGCUUUUUGGUCUAAACUCCACUCGCCGUGUUUGGAGGAAGAAGAAGGAUGAGUACCACCCCAAGAACACCAUCCCAACCGUGAAGCAUGGAGGUGGAAACAUCACUCUUUGGGGAUGCUUUUCUACAAAGGGGACAGGACGACUGCACCGUAUUGAGGGGAGGAUGGAUGGGGCCAUGUAUUGCGAGAUCUUGGCCAACAACCUCCUUCCCUCAGUAAGAGCAUUGAAGAUGGGUCGUGGCUGGGUCUUCCAGCAUGACAUGACCCGAAACACACAGCCAGGGCAACUAAGGAGUGGCUCCGUAAGAAGCAUCUCAAGGUCCUGGAGUGGCCUAGCCAGUCUCCAGACCUGAACCCAAUAGAAAAUCUUUGGAGGGAGCUGAAAGUCCGUAUUGCCCAGCGACAGCCCCGAAACCUGAAGGAUCUGGAGAAUGUCUGUAUGGAGGAGUGGCCCAAAAUCCCUGCUGCAGUGUGUGCAAACCUGGUCAAGACCUACAGGAAACGUAUGAUCUCUGUAAUUGCAAACAAAGGUUUCUCACAGUUGAAGUGUACCUAUGAUAAAAAUUACAGACCUCUACAUGCUUUGUAAGUAGGAAAACCUGCAAAAUCGGCAGUGUAUCAAAUACUUGUUCUCCCCACUGUAACUACACUAUUCUAUUAUUGAUAUGUCACUAUUUUGACAUAUUCUAAUGAGACCAUGGUAGGCCAUGAGGAUGAGCUGCCCAUUGAGAAUAUGAGUUAAGUUGUUUUGAGUGCGGCACACAUCAUGCUUCAUUGACAUCAUGGCCAAUGUUGAACGUUUGUCAUUUUAAGCUUGGAAAAGAGACCCUUAAUCACAGCCACUCCACUGAAUAUCAGGCUAGUGAUUGCUUUGCAAUGCUUGCAGUAAGCCACUGAUUCCUUCCAAACCACUCAUUGUUGAAUAUGUGAUUUCCAACUUGUGUAAUGUUUAUGUCCAAUGGCCGAUGAGCACCGAUACGUUUUAUCUAUAAUUUCUCUUCAUUUUUUCUCUUGAUAUGACAAGGAUUAAAAACGAUUUGCCAAUAGAUUGUCGACUUGAUUCAUGAUGAUGACUGCUAGCUAAGAUUUUGAAAGUAUGAUGUUGACAUGAUCAGUCCAAUCAAAGCUACUGUAGAUAUAAUGUGAUUUGAGGUCAUUUUAUCUGUGGCCAAUGACCUUGAGACUUCUUGGAUGGGCACUUCUAAUGUAACUCUAUGGCAGCACCCAAGGGGCUUGAAUUUUCGAGCUCUACCCUUAGACUUGGCGGUGACGUAGUGUUCCCAUGAGUGACGGAACACUGAGCCAAUCACGGCACAACUAGAGAACAUUACCAACACCUACACUCCGUAUUUUCGGCUGGCUGCCCCACCACAGAAAGCACUGAGCUAGGCUGAAACACCUUCCUUUUGGAGCUGCCUUACUCAAGAAAGCAAAAAAGCUGCUUUAUUAACUCAAGUAUCAUUAUUUAUUUAUUUGUACAUUGUUUGCAAACUGAUAUGUGACACGUAUUAAUGCCAAAAUAACAUGCAAAACAGGCAAGGCCCCAAAAACUUUUUUUUUUGCUAGAAAUGUGGGGCUCAAAACAGGUGUCCCACCUGCCCUGAAUGACGGGUUGCCACAUUAUUAUUCAAAACAAUGCAUUCUAAUAUAAAUCGCACACACACCUCGCUCUCCCGGCUUUGGUGAGUUUAGGCCAUUAGGCUAUGAUUAAAGCUUCUUCAGUCCCAUCCUUGUUUUACUAUAACUCGUUGAGACACCAUCAAUGCUUUUCUUGUCUCAGAGAUGGAGCGUCAAACUACUUCAGUCACUUUCAUUGCCUCAGCCUAGGUGGAAGGUGGAAUGUUCACUGCAGCCCUUUCAACGUUGAUUUAUAUUAUUUCCACUCAAAGCUUUUCCCCCGGCCUUGUUAUAGACAAUGGCUAUUUAGAUCCAGGCUAUUCAUUACUAUUGCCAAGAACUCAUUCACUAUUUUUACCUACUGCCAGGUGUUUUAGUUAUGUCUGAGUGCUGAGCAUGUUCCAUCCUGUUUUAUACAAGUAUGAUAUUAUUGGCAUAAGCAUGUGAACAAUUGAUAUUAUUAAUGUCAAUGUUCCAGUAGCCUAGCGGUUAAGAGCGUUGGGCCAGCAACUGAAAGGUCGCUGGUUUGAAUCCCUGAGCCGACUAGGUAGAAAAUCUGUCGAUGUGCCCUUGAGCAAGGCACUUAACCCUAAGCUCCUGUAAGUCGCUCUGGAUAAGAGCGUCUGCUAACUAAAAUGUAAUUUUCCAGUAAGAUAUCAGAGUAACUACAGAUUUAAACCCCUGAACAACAGCUCUAAUCACAGAGAGGUUUUAUCACAAAAACAAUCCAAAACAGAUUUGAAUACAAACUUGCCAUGUCCUUGUUUUAUCCAAUGCUUUUAAUUCAGUUUACCAGCAGCAAUCUCAUAGCAAGCCUUUGAACAUUUAAAAUGUGUAGCUUACCAUAGUGCAAUUGAACAAAAUGUCAAUGAAUCGCUCCAUUAACAAUGUCGAUUUACAUGCAUAUGGUAAUUGUAUGUUUUUUAUGUUCAGAGAAUGUCAGUAUUGUACUCAACGACCAUGUAAUGUACAGUGAGCUCCAAAAGUAUUGGGACAGUGACAAAUGUUUUAUUGUUUUGGCUCUGUACUCCAGCACUCUGGAUUUGAAAUUAUACAAUGACUAUGAGAUGAAUGUACAGACUGACAGCUUUAAUUUGAAUAUUGGGACAAAUUCACUUAUAUGUGUAUUAAAGUAGUCAAAAGUUGAGUAUUUGGUCCCACAUUCCUAGCAUGUUGCACUUGUUGGAUGCAUUUUCUGUUUGUUUUGGUUUUGUUUGAGUUUAUUUUAUGCCCAAUAGAAAUGAAUGGUAAAUAAUGUAUUGUGUCAUUUUGGAGUCACUUUUAUUGUAAAUAAAAAUAGAAUAUGUUUCUAAACACUUCUACAUUAAUGUGGAUGCUACCAUGAUUACAGCUAGUCCUGAAUGAAUCGUGAAUAAUUAUGAUUGAUAAAGUUACAGACGCACAAAUAUCCUACCCCCAAGACAAGCUAACCUCUCACCAUUACAAUAACUGGUUAGAUGAUUUUUGUAUGCCUCUGUAACUUUAUUAAUCAUUACAUUUACAUUUACAUUUUAGUCAUUUAGCAGACGCUCUUAUCCAGAGCGACUUACAGGAGCAAUUAGGGUUAAGUGCCUUGCUCAAGGGCACAUUUACGUCAUUUAGCAGACGCUCUUAUCCAGAGCGACUUACAAAUUGGUGCAUUCACCCUAUAGCCAGUGGGAUAACCACUUUAAAAUAUCAUUUUUUUUUUUUUUGGGGGGGUGGGGGGGGGGGGGGGGGGGGUGGAAGGAUUACUUUAUCCUAUCCCAGGUAUUCUACUAUUCAGGUAAUCAUCAUUAUUCCCGAUGAAUUCAGAAUGAUCCGUAAUCAUAGUAGCAUCCACAUGAAUGUAGAGAUGUUUAGAAACAUAUUAUAUUCUUAUUUAUAAUAAAAGUGACUCCAUUCAUUUCUAUUGGGCACAAAAUACUCUGAAACACAACCGAAAAUGCAUCCAACAAGUUUGUAAAGUCGCAAGAUUUAUGUAGUCAUUGCGUGCUAUGAAUAUGGGACCAAGUACUUAACUUUUUACUACUUUAUUACACAAAAGUGAAUUUGUUCCAAUGCUUUUGGUCCCCUAAAAUGGGGGGAUCUUGUACAAAAAGUGCUGUUAUUUUAAAUGGGUCACCCAAUAUGGAUGAAAAUACCCUUAAAUGAAAGCUGACAGUCAUUGUAUCAUUUCAAAUCCAAAGUACUGGAGUGCAGAGCCAACAAAAGAUGUGUCACUGUUCCAAUACUUUUGGAGCUCACUGUACAAAUUGGUGCCAGCCCGUUGUAAGGCAGUUUUGCUAAUAAGAAUGUAGCCAGCAAAAAAAGCGGUCCAUUUACAAUGUUAAUUUACAUGCAAGUAUAUGGUAAUGCAACAAUUUUUUAUAAGGCAGUGCUCUAAACAGAAUGCCUCCUCUGUGUCAGAAACAUGAGUGAGAAUCCAAAAAAGGAGGCCUGUAUAAUAUAAUAAUAUAAUAUGCCAUUUAACAGAUGCUUUUAUCCAAAGCGACUUACAGUCAUGUGUGCAUACAUUUUUACGUAUGGGUGGUCCCGGGGAUCGAACCCACUACCCUGGCGUUACAAGCGCCAUGCUCUACCAAUUGAGCUACAGAGGACCACAUAUAUGUAUAAUGCAGAGAAGAUACUUGAAUGAACUAGGUACAGUAUAUCUUACAGACUUCUGUCUUUUUUUGUAUGAUCCUCUUGUUGUGUAGAGUAAAUGUUGCUAAUUAUGCUGUGAAACCAAGGAGUCCGCUUAUACUGUACUUUGAUUAUACGUUUUAUUUAUAUCACAAGAUUUCAGCAUAAGUUUACAGACGUCUGCAGCAUCUGGAGAACAGUGUCCCAAAAUAAUAUGUCUGUUCUGAUCUUCUUUGUCUCAAACCAGUACUUAUAAUCUUUACCAGGAUAUGGGUGGUUUCCCAUACUGACCAAUCACCUGUCUCCACACAACAGACUUCCUCUGUUCUAUGGGGUGUCCCUCUAAAACUGCUCCCCCUAAAACUGAAUAAACAUCCUCUCAGGUUCCACUUUGAAAACAUUAGCAAAGUCAUAAUCCCUCAGACACUACACUCUCUCUCUUUCCAGAAACAUGAAGCAGGUGUGUGGGCCUUGCUGGAGGAGGCAGACAGGACGGCAGAGGAGAAGGAGGAUGAAGGGGAGGUGUACGAGGCCAUGGCUGACUCGCUGAGCGAUGCCUGGAGAACCCUGAUCUCACUGCUAGAGAAGCGCCGGUCGCUGCUACACCUGGCAUCCGAGUUCUUCGACAGGGCUCUCGAGGUAGGAGCUGGGCAAACAGAAACAGAGCUGUUAUAGUUACAUAAAGCAUAAAAAACAUACAUUACAUUUACGUCAUUUAGCAGACGCUCUUAUCCAGAGCGACUUACAGUUAGUGAAUACAUAUUUUUUUUAUACUGGCCCCCCGUGGGAAUUGAACCCACAACCCUGGCAUUGCAAACACCAUGCUCUAUCAACUGAGCUACAUCCCUGCCGGCCAUUCCCUCCCCUACCCUGGACAACGCUGGGCCAAUUGUGCGCCGCCCAUGAGUCUCCCGGUCACGGCCACCUGCAACAGAGCCUGGAUUCGAACCAGGAUCUCUAGUGGCACAGUUAGCACUGCGAUGCAGUGCCUUAGACCACUGCGCCACUCAGGAGUAUAUGAUCUCACUGCUAGAGUGCUGGUCACUGCUACACAUGGCCUCCGAGUUCAUUGACAUGGCCCUCGAGGUAGGAAGGCUAACAGAAAGGAGAUGUUAUAGCUACAUAGACCAUACAUAGACCCUGAGCUCACUGCUAGAGAAGUGCUGGUCACUGCUACACCUGGCCUUAAGAGUUCUUUGACGGGGCACUUGAUGUAUGAGCCGGGCUAACAAACAGACCGUUAUAGCUACAUAGAACAGACAUGGAGCAUACAUAGACCAGACAUAGACCCUAACAGAUCAGAGCUGUUUUUCAGUUCAUGUACAUGUAGGCAAUGCCACAGGGGUUUUCAUUGUACUAAGCCUGUUAGAAAGUGGAAUUUCAACCAGUUCUUUGUUUUUCAUGAUCAUUGUUUGUUGGAGGAAAUAUAUUAUUACGGUCGUGCUACUGUUAGUGCAUCUGUUUCCUCCUGUGAAGUUUACUUCAAAAGACAAAAGAAAACAGUUAAUUGUUUUAUCAGCUUUGUUAGCAUUUGUGUCAACGUAGAUAACAUUGUAACCGAGAAGGGGCUGUUUGUACUGCAAUUAGAUAUCAGGGGAAUUUACUGCCAGUGUCACAAUGGUGCAGUUUCCAUGCCAUUAGUCCACAAACAGCGUUGCGUUUUGUGAUAAUGUAGGCCUAUGUGCUGUAACUUACCCACGCUCUAAAGGCUGGCCACCCUGGGUGCUGCCGCACAAAGCAGCAGCACAUUGAGUUGGUGUGAUGAUUAUGAAACAUGAUGAGCGGUAGUGUGAAAGAUAAAGGAAGCAGAUGGUUCCCCCUGGAUAACCUCACUGUGGAUGUGACUGAGAAUUAAACAAAUAGCAGAACUGUUUGUACUGUCUGUCCUUUUACAUGUUUCAUCACAGACCAAACAGUGCUCCUUUUUCUAUGUUUUACUUCUUUAUUAAAUCUAUUGUUAAUGUACGAAGCCUUUGGAGAUCUCCAUGAAUAAAUGUGCAAACUCAGAGCACAUACUAAAUCAAAUCAAAUGUAUUGGUCACAAACACAUGGUUAGCAGAUGUUAUUGCGAGUGUAGCGAAAUGCUUGUGCUUCUAGUUCCAACAGUGCAGUAAUAUCUAGCAAGUAAUAUCUAACAGCUCCACAACAAAUAUCUAAUACACACAAAUCUAUGUAAAGGAAUGGAAUAAGAAUAUAUAAAUAUAUGGAUGAGCAAUGUCAUUGUCAGAGCGGCAUAGGCUAAGAUGCAAUAGAUAGUAUAGAAUACAGCAUAUACAUAUGAGAUGGAUAAUGCAAGAUAUGUAAACAUUAUUAAAGUGGCAUUAUUAAAGUGACUAGUGUUCCAUUUAUUAAAGUGGCCAGUGAUUUUCAAGUCUGUAUGUAGGCAGCAGCCUUUCUGUGCUAGUGAUGGGUGUUUAACAGUCUGAUGGCCUUGAGAUAGAAGCUGUUUUUCAGUCUCUCGGUCCCAGCUUUGAUGCACCUGUACUGACCUCGUCUUCUGGAUGAUAGCGGGGUGAACAGGCAGUGGCUCGGGUGGUAGUUGUCCUUGAUUAUCUUUUUGGCCUUCCUGUGACAUCGGGUGCUGUAGGUGUCCUGGAGGGCAGGUAGUUUGCCCCCGGUGAUGCGUUGUGCAGACCACACCACCCUCUGGAGAGCCCUGCGGUUGCGGGUGGUGCAGUUGCCGUACCAGGCGGUGAUACAGCCUGACAGAAUGCUCUCAAUUGUGCAUCUGUAAAAGUUUGUGAUGGUUUUAGGUGACAGGGCACAUUUCUUCAGCCUCCUGAGGUUGAAGAGACUAUGUUGCGCCUUCUAUACCACACUGUCUGUGUGGGUGGACCAUUUCAGUUUGUCAGAUAUAUGUACGCCGAGGAACUUAAAACUUUCCACCUUCUCCACUGCUGUCCUGUCAAUGUGGAUAGGGGGGUACACCCUCUGCUGUUUCCUGAAGUCCACGAUAAUUUCCUUUGUUUCAUUGACAUUGAGUGAGAGGUUAUUUUCCUGACACCACACUCUGAGAGCCCUCACCUCCUCCCUGUAGGCUGUCUCAUCGUUGUUGGUAAUCAAGCCUACUACUGUUGUGUCGUCUGCAAACUUGAUGAUAGAGUUGGAGGCGUGCAUUGCUACGCAGUCAUGGGUGAACAGGGAGUACAGGAGGGGGCUGAGCACACACCCUUGUGGGGCCCCAGUGUUGAGGAUCAGCGAGGUGGAGGUGUUGUUUCCUACCUUCACCACCUGGGGGCGGCCCGUCAGGAAGUCCAGGACCCAAUUGCACAGGGUGGGGUUGAGACCCAGGUCCUCAAGCUUAAUGAUGAGCUUGGAGGGUACUAUGGUGUUGAAUGCUGAGCUAUAGUCAAUGAACAGCCUUCUUACAUAGGUAUUCCUCUUGUCCAGAUUGGAUAGGGCUGUGUGCAGUGUGAUGGCAAUUGCAUCGUCUGUGGACCUAUUGGGGCGGUAAGCAAAUUGAAGUGGGUCUAGGGUGACAGGUAAGGUGGAGGUGAUGUGAUCCUUGACUAGUCUCUCAAAGCACUUAAUGAUGACAGAAGUGAGUGCUACGGGGCGAUAGUCAUUUAGUUCAGUUACCAUUGCAUUCUUGGGUACAGGAACAAUGGUGGCCAUCUUGAAGCAUGUGGGGACAGCAGACUGGGAUAGGGAGAGAUUGAAUAUGUCCGUAAACACACCAGCCAGCUGGUCUGCGCAUGCUCUGAGGACGCGGCUAGGAAUGCCGUCUGGGCCGGCAGCCUCGCGAGGGUUUACACGUUUAAAUUAGGCUAAAUUACACUGUUGUCUAACAAUACAGAUAGAUUAACACUGUAUUCCUCCACCUCCUUCACUGCUGUCUAACUAUACAGAUAUAUUAACUAUGUCUUCCUCCACCUCCUUCACUGUUGUCUAACUAUACAGAUAGAUGAACUAUGUCUUCCUCCACCUCCUUCACUGUUGUCUAACUAUACAGAUAGAUGAACUGUCUUCCUCCACCUCCUUCACUGUUGUCUAACUAUACAGAUAUAUGAACUAUGUCUUCCUCAACCUCCUUCACUGUUGUCUAACUAUACAGAUAGAUGAACCAUGUCUUCCUCCACCUCCUUCACUGUUGUCUAACUAUACAGAUAGAUGAACCAUGUCUUCCUCAACCUCCUUCACUGUUGUCUAACUAUACAGAUAGAUGAACUAUGUCUUCCUCCAUCUCCUUCACUGUUGUCUAACUAUACAGAUAUAUGAACUAUGUCUUCCUCCACCUCCUUCACUGUUGUCUAACUAUACAGAUAUAUGAACUAUGUCUUCCUCCACCUCCUUCACUGUUGUCUAACUAUACAGAUAGAUGAACUAUGUCUUCCUCCACCUCCUUCACUGUUGUCUAACUAUACAGACAGAUGAACUAUGUCUUCCUCAACCUCCUUCACUGUUGUCUAACUAUACAGAUAGAUGAACCAUGUCUUCCUCAACCUCCUUCACUGUUGUCUAACUAUACAGAUAGAUGAACUAUGUCUUCCUCCAUCUCCUUCACUGUUGUCUAACUAUACAGAUAGAUGAACUAUGUCUUCCUCCACGUCCUUCACUGUUGUCUAACUAUACUGAUAGAUUAACUAUGUCUUCCUCCACGUCCUUCACUGUUGUCUAACUAUACAGAUAGAUGAACUAUGUCUUCCUCCAUCUCCUUCACUGUUGUCUAACUAUACAGAUAUAUGAACUAUGUCUUCCUCCACCUCCUUCACUGUUGUCUAACUAUACAGAUAUAUGAACUAUGUCUUCCUCCACCUCCUUCACUGUUGUCUAACUAUACAGAUAGAUGAACUAUGUCUUCCUCCACCUCCUUCACUGUUGUCUAACUAUACAGAUAGAUGAACUGUCUUCCUCAACCUCCUUCACUGUUGUCUAACUAUACAGAUAGAUGAACUAUGUCUUCCUCCAUCUCCUUCACUGUUGUCUAACUAUACAGAUAGAUGAACUAUGUCUUCCUCAACCUCCUUCACUGUUGUCUAACUAUACAGAUAGAUGAACCAUGUCUUCCUCAACCUCCUUCACUGUUGUCUAACUAUACAGAUAGAUGAACUAUGUCUUCCUCCAUCUCCUUCACUGUUGUCUAACUAUACAGAUAGAUGAACUAUGUCUUCCUCCACGUCCUUCACUGUUGUCUAACUAUACAGAUAGAUGAACUAUGUCUUCCUCCACGUCCUUCACUGUUGUCUAACUAUACAGAUAGAUGAACUAUGUCUUCCUCCACGUCCUUCACUGUUGUCUAACUAUACUGAUAGAUUAACUAUGUCUUCCUCCACGUCCUUCAUUGUUGUCUAACUAUACUGAUAGAUUAACUAUGUCUUCCUCCACCUCCUUCACUGUUGUCUAAUUAUACAGGUAGAUUCACUUUCUUCCUCCACCUCCUUCACUGUUGUGUAAUUAUACAGAUAUAUGAACUGUCUUCCUCCAUCUCCUUCACUGUUGUCUAAUUAUACAGAUAUAUUAACUAUGUCUUCCUCCACCUCCUUCACUGUUGUGUAAUUAUACAGAUAUAUGAACUGUCUUCCUCAACCUCCUUCACUGUUGUCUAACUAUACAGAUAUAUGAACUAUGUCUUCCUCCAUCUUCUUCACUGUUGUCUAAUUAUACAGAUAGAUUAACUAUGUCUUCCUCCACCUCCUUCAGUUUGCUAUCAGAAUAGACGAGGCAGAAGAGUUCCAGAGCAGAGGGCAGGAGCUGGUAGACACUGAGUGUCUGAAAGAACUGCUCAUGAAACACAGCGUUAUGAAGAGAGGUGGGUAUAUGUUGAUACAUCUAUAGUACAGCAUUUACACGACCCAAAGCUGGACUAAUUCAUUAAUUAUUUCUGUUUUGGCCCAUAUCUUUUGCAAAUCAAAAAAUAGAUUAUGCACAUUACAAUCUAUGCUCCCAUGUGGUAUGUUGGUGACAAUGUUUUGACCACUUAGGUUUUCAUCAGGUCCAUAUUGUUUUGACGUCCAGCACCUGCUCAAAUACAUUGUAUGUGUGCAUGUAAUCAUCUUUUCUUAUUCUGGCCCAUAUCUGUCCCUCGGGUCUACUGGAGAAGUCAAUGCUGGUUCUUAACAAGAGUGUCUUUCUAAUGAGAAACGUUUAAAUGGUAUCACGUAAUUCAGCUUUUUGCUGCUAUUGGCACUAUGUAAUGCCUCCAAGUAAUAGUAAAUAAACCAAUCCCUCUCUCUCUCUUUCUCUAUUGCUUUCUUGCUCUCUCUCUCCUCUGUCGUCCACACCUCCCCAUCCUUCCCCUCUUCCCCCAGGCCUCCUGGAGAAGUCAAUGUUGGUUCUGAAUAAGAGUUGUGAUCUUCUAGACUUCCUGAGAGAGUUUCAGACUGAGGAGGGUCUUCAGAGGAGUGAUGCGUUGAGAGGGGCUGACAGCAGCUAUGGCCGGGUGGAGAGUCUGAUGGAGAUACUGCAGGACAGGAGGAGACAGGUGGAUCAACACAUGAAGCAGCAGCUCCUUGACCUGGAAGUGAUCCUCAACAUCUACCAAUGGGAUCGCCAGGAACAGGAAGUGAGUCACAAAAUGUCAGGAAAUGUCUAUCUAAGAUCAAUCUGUGUCAGAAAUCUCCUUUUGACUUAAAACUUUCACCGACCUCAGGGAUGGCAACUUUGAUGGGGGUGGGGGCCCAAAAAAAUCUGAACUCAUCAUGAGUUGCCUGCCCCCAAGUAGAGUAGAAACAAAUGUUCUGUGGCAUGACAGUUGUCACGCUCGUCGGGAACAGAGGAGGACCAAGGCGCAGCGUUGCAGGCAAACAUACUCUUUAUUUAGAGACACGAUCAAAACAACAAACGAUACGUGACAGUUCACGGUCUAACAUAAACAGACUAGAAACAAGAUCCCACAAACUCUGUGGGGAAACAGGCUGCUAAAGUAUGGUUCUCAAUCAGAGACAACAAGCAACAGCUGAAUCACGUUGCCUCUGAUUGAGAACCACACUGGCCAACAUAGAACCACAAUACCAGAAUGUGAAACCUAGAACAACACACAUAGACUUUACACACCCUGGCUCAACAUAUUAGAGUCCCCAGAGCCAGGGCGUGACAGUACCCCCCCCUAAAGGCGCGGACUCCGACCGCGCCCACCAAACACCACAGGGGAGGGACCGGGUGGGCACUCCGCUUAGGCGGCGGAUCCGGCUCCGGGCCUGAUCCCCGCUCCCUCUCCAACCCCCCAAAGUACCCCUGGUCCGGUCUGGCCCCGCUGGCCGGAGCUGGACUGCACACUGGUGGAGCGGAUUGCUCUAGCUCCGGCGUGAAGCAUCUGACCGGUGCCGGACCAGCCACCGGUGGAACAGGCACGGGCCGUGCCGGACUGACGACGCACACCACUGGCUUGGUGUGGGGAGCAGGAGCGGGCCGAGCCGGGCUGACGAAACGCACCACUGACUUGGUGCGGGGAGCAGGAGCGGGCCGGACCGGGCUGACGAAGCGCACCACUGACUUGGUGCGGGGAGCAGGAACGGGCCGUGCCGGGCUGACGAAGCGCACCACUGACUUGGUGCGGGGAGCAGGAACGGGCCGAGCUGGGCUGACGAAGCGCACCACUGACCUGGUGCGGGGAGCAGGAACGGGCCGGACAGGGCUGACGAAAUGCACCACUGACUUGGUGCGGGGAGCAGGAAUGGGCCGGACCGGGCUGACGACGCGCACCACUGACCUGGUGCGGGGAGCAGGAAUGGGCCGGACCGGGCUGACGACGCGCACCACUGACCUGGUGCGGGGAGCAGGAACGGGCCGGACAGGGCUGACGAAACGCACCACUGACUUGGUGCGGGGAGCAGGAAUGGGCCGGCGACGCGCACCACAGACUUGGUGCGGGGAGCAGGAACAGGCCGGGCCGAGCUGGCGAUGCGCACCGUAGACUUGGUGCGAGUGGCAGGAACAGGCCGGACCGUACUGGGAACACACACCACUGGCCCUACGUGGGGAUCAGGAACAGGCCGGACCGGACUGGCAACACACGCCAGUACCUCUCGCCGUGCCUCUACAUCCUCCUUCCCCCUGGUGACCAGUGACUCCCGUAACCUGGCGGCCUCCUGCUGCCCCGUCGUCCACGGCGUUAGCCCCCCCCUAAAAAAUUUAUGGGCUUCACUCCUACCCGUGGACCAGGUCUCCAUGCUCCUCGCCAGCCUUUUGCCCUUCUGCCUCCACGUCAAGCCCCUCUCUUCCUCACAUGGCUUGACCCAGUCGAGGAGGCGAAGGAGAUCCGCUAGAGAUCUCUCAGGCGCUGGCUCCUGGACUUGCUGCUUGGUCCAGUCUUGGUGGGAUCUUCUGUCACGCUCGUCGGGAACAGAGGAGGACCAAGGCGCAGCGUUGCAGGCAAACAUACUCUUUAUUUAGAGACACGAUCAAAACAACAAACGAUACGUGACAGUUCACGGUCUAACAUAAACAGACUAGAAACAAGAUCCCACAAACUCUGUGGGGAAACAGGCUGCUAAAGUAUGGUUCUCAAUCAGAGACAACAAGCAACAGCUGAAUCACGUUGCCUCUGAUUGAGAACCACACUGGCCAACAUAGAACCACAAUACCAGAAUGUGAAACCUAGAACAACACACAUAGACUUUACACACCCUGGCUCAACAUAUUAGAGUCCCCAGAGCCAGGGCGUGACAACAGUUGGAUAAUAAGUAUGGUAUUAGAAAGUGCAUCUGAUAUUGAAAUGAGGGAAUGCCUACCUAGAAAAAUAUGAUACCUUCUGGCUUGUUGAGCCAUAUGGGGUCAUGUGUUAAGAUGCUGGAAGUACAGAUGCCUCUGGGUUUAAUAUUCUAUCUACUGCUUAGUGUAAGGAAGAGCAGUCAUGCAGUAUAUAACUCUUCCUUUGAAAUAAUUUACAUAAGUACCCAAGUAUAAAUGCAUUAAUGUCCUGACUGCAGUUAUAAUGUAUGGUAUUUUUUUCAGGUAACCCACUGGUUCAAAAACAAAGCUGACUUGUACUUUGAAAAAGAUAAUUUGGGCUCAACUCUCACAGAAAAUAAAGAGCUCCUUCAGGAAUACAAAGAGUUUGAAGAAAAAGCCAAGGUAUGAUACUUUAAAUAUGAAUACACUUUGGGACAUAUUUGCCAAGUGGUUGACUGAUAUUUUCAACAGUAAACAACAAAGCUAUAACAUAAAACUUAUAUAUUAGGGCAUGUCCAAUUUUACUGUAUAUUUGUGACUAUUAUAAUGCUGGGGCCAUGAGCACGACAGCUAAGUGACUUUAGUAUAGAAAACAUACUUGAUCUACAGCCAAUCUAAUAUUCCCUGUGUGUCUGUGUGCGUGUGUGUGCGUGCUUGCGUCCUGUUCUGCAGGACUGGAGUGUGUUGGUGGAGAAACUGCUAGUUCAGUCUUCAGAGCUGCUAGUGGGGGAAGCAGAAGGCCAUGCUGAGGCUGAGACGGGCCAUGUCUCUGAGAGGAGUGUGGCUCUCAAAGCCUUGCACAAACACUUUUGGAACCUCAUGAUGGGCCGGCUGGCACAGCUACAGGAGAGCAACGCCUUCUUCAGCAGCGCCAACAAGGUACAGACACAACUGACUACUGUAUAUAACCCCGCUUAGGAGAGUAGGUACUGAAUCAGCAGUAGAAAGUAGCUAGUGCAACAAUACAUAUCACCUACAGGAGAGCAAUGGCUUCUUUAACAGUGCCAACAAGGGACAGUGCCUUCUCUACAUGUUUUGUGGCCAUAAAUGAUCAGGGCCAACAAGGUAAUUACUGAUUAGUGUACAUAUAGAUAAAACGGUUCUAUAUCUAUGCUAGUGUACAUGUAAUGAGAGAAAUGCCUUCAGUGCCGUCAAGAUUGUUACUGUAACUGUGCAUAUCAUCAAAUCAAAUCAAAUCAAAUUGUAUUUGUCACAUGCGCAGAAUACAACAGGUCUUACCUUACCGUGAAAUGCUUACUUACGAGCCCUUAACCAACAAUGCAGUUUUAAGAAAGUAGAGUUAAGAAAAUAUUUACAAAAUAAACUAAAGUAAAAAAAAGUAAACAAUAAAAUAACACUAAUGAGGCUAUAUACAGGGGGUACCGGUACCACCUUCUUAAGCACUGCCAAUAAGGUACUGUCGCUUUAACAAAGAAAUGGAGGCUAAACUUGUAGGAUAUAGUCAGACCAUCCAAAAAUAUGCUCUCUUGCCAGAUAGCUGCAGUUAGUCUUUAUUUAGUUGACAUGUCCAUGUAGGAAGAUUAAAACAACGCAAACAAAUCUGCUACUGCCAAAUCGUUACGGUUUCACACGACCUAAUGUACAUAUCAUGUGCCACCUUCUUUAGCAUGCCAACAGGGUAGCUAGAAUACUGUACAAAUCAUGUGCCUCUUUCUUUAGCAGUGCCAACCAGGUACCUAGUGUAGCUACUGUAGGCUUGUAUUACAUAUCACCUUCAGGAAAGCCUUCUUUAGUAGUUCCAACAAGGUAGCUACUAUACAUGUAAUAUCAUGUGCCCGACAAAUAUGUGAAGAGUGUAAUUAUUAUUGCAGUACUAAGUGCUUACAACUGUCUUGGAGGUACUCUACACAAGAGUAGGGAACUAGUGACUUUAAUUUGAUUUGAACAUGCUGCCCUCUACUGGACAAUAAGGGUAUAAUAUUUGCGCCAUCUACUGCAUCAUGAAUUAUCACUGUUAUUAUAAUGAGCAACAUUACAUUUAUUCAGGACUUCUGCUGAACCAUCUAUCAUGUUAACAUUAAUAUUUAAUGUAUAUUCUCCUAUCCUCUCAUUCAUGUUUUGUCAGGCUUUUGAGGUCCUGGGAACUGUUGAGAGUAAACUUAAGGGGUUGAAGACCCAGACACUAUGGUUGCCUGAGUUGGCCAAAAAGCAUGAGGAGCUGUUGCGAAGCAUCAAAGAGUCAGCCACCGACCCUCUUCAGAGAGGACAGCUCAUACUGCAUAAGGCCAACCCACAGAGGUAAGGUGCACGGCAUCCAUAUUAGGACAUCCUUAGUCCUCAGACUCAAAACGUCAAAACCACUCUGGUCAAGUUUAAAACCUGCUAUGGUCAAUAAUAACCACAACCUGCUUAUCACUGGUUUGGCAAACAGAGAUUUUGAGUAACAUGUGAUUUCAAUAGUAAAGAUGUCACUGCUAUCACUGUAUUCUGAAAUCAAAUAUACUUGUUAUAUGCAAUGCCGUGUGUGCAAAAUAGGCCUUUAUAUUAAUAGAUGGAUGGAUCAAGAAUGCAGAUAAUAUGAUUAGUACAUGGAGCAUUUCACAGCAGACAUGCCUCUUACUGUAUUUCUAGUACCCAAGUGGAAGGCGUGAAAAGGAUGCUAGGAUAUGUCAGAGACCGGGUUGAUGCUCUGAGCCAAGAGUGCCAUGCUCACCAAGCACUGGCAGCCAAGAGACAGCAGCUGGUGUCCCAAUGUGAAGACCUCAUGGACAAGGUACACUCAAGCCUUAGGUUUUGUCCCAAAUGGCACCCUAUUCCCUUUAUAUUGCACUACUUUUGACCAGGGCCCAUAGGGCUCUGGUCAAAGGUAGUGCACAAUAUAGGAAAAAGGGUGCCGUUUGGGAUGUACCCUUAGCUAUCUUUUUAUUGAGUUACAUCUUUAUUCUGAGCCUAGAGGAAAGUCUUUGUCCUCAGGCCUGGACGGAAGCCAAAGUAAUUCCACUACCCAAGAGUGGUAAAUCGGCCUUUACUGGUUCUAACAGCAGACCUAUAAGCUUGCUGCGAGCUCUUAGCAAACUGUGGGAAAAAAUUGUGUUUGACCAACCAAAUACAACGCUAUUUCUCUGUAAACAAAUUAACAACAGAUGUUCAGCAUACUUAUACGUAGAGAAGGGCACUCAACAUGUACUGCACUGACCCAAAUGACUGGUUGAAAGAAUUUGAUAAUAAGAAGAUUGUGGGAGCUGUACUGUUUUCAGUGCAGCCUUUGAUAUUAUUGACCAUAACCUGUUGUUGAAAAAACGUAUGUGUUAUGGCUUUUCAACCUCUGCCAUAUCGUGGAUUCAGAGCUAUCUAUCAAAUAGAACUCAAAGGGUUUUCUUUAAUGGAAGCUUCUCUAAUGUCAAACAUAUAAAGUGUGGUGUACCGCAGGGCAGCUCUCUAGGCCCUCUACUCUUUUGUAUUUUUACCAAUGACCUGCCACUGGCAUUGAACAAAGCAUGUGUGUCCAUGCUGAUGAUUCAACCAUAUACGCAUCAGCAACCACAGCUAAUGAAGUCACUGAAACCCUUAACAAAUAGUUGUCGUCUGUUUUGGAAUGGGUGGUCAGUAAUAAACUUGUCCUGAACAUCUCUAAAACUAAGAGCAUUGUAUUUGGUACAAAUCAUUCCCUAAGUUUUAGACCUCAGCUGAAUCUGGUAAUGAAUGGUGUGGCUGUUGAACAAGUUGAGGAGACUAAAUUACUUCGCGUUACCUUAGAUUGUAAACUGUCAUGGUCAAAACAUAUAGAUUCAAUGGUUGUAAGAUGGGGAGAGGUUUGUCUGUAAUAAAGAAAUGCUCUGCUUUUUUGACACCACACUCCAAAAAGCGAGUCCUAUAGGCUCUAGUUUUAUCUUAUCUUGAAUAUUGUCCAGUCAUGUGGUCGAGUGCUGCAAGGAAAGACCUAGUUAAGCUACAGCUGGCCUAGAACAGAGCAGCACGUCUUGCUCUUCAUUGUAAUCAGAGGGCUGAUAUACAGUGCAUUCGGAAAGUAUUCAGACCACUUUACUUUUUCCACAUUUUGUUAUGUUACAGCCUUAUUCUAAAAUUGAUUAAAUUGUUUUUUCCCCUCAUCAAUAUACACAGAAUGCCCCAUAAUGACAAAGCAAAUACUGUAAAUACUAUGCAUGCCAGUCUCUCUUGGUUAAGAGUUGACGAGAGACUGACUGCAUCAGUUAUUUUUAUAAGAAACAUUAAUGUGUUGAAAAUCCCAAAUUGUUUGCAUUGUCAAUUUACACACAGCUCUGACACACACACUUACCCCACCAGACAUACAAACAAUAUUUUGGGAGAUUGCAAAAUAUUACCUUUUCAUUCAAGAGAAAGAUAUUGUUUCAGUUGAUAAUAAAACAUUUUUAGUUGUUUCUAUAACUUGUUCUAUAACUUUCUAGCAAGUCAAGCUAUCUUACAGAGCAGCAGGCUAGCUAAAAGCUAGGUUAUGGCUAUACCAAAUAUUUGUAUAACUAAGAUAGACCACAGCCUGUCGUUUCCAAUGGGAACAAAUUAGCCAUUGGGGGCAGAACAAGCAAGGAGGUGGGCAGAGCCAAGCACGAGCUAGCGAGAUCCUAUUGGCACGUUCUAGCAUUCGUUUGCAUAUUUCCGUUAGGGAACGCCUAUUUUGUGAAGUGCGUGUGUGCAAUAACUCAAUUCACAUUUGCACUCCUUCUAAACAACUGCAAUUUUUGGAAACUUUGACAAAGGUUUUAUAUUUUCAUCUUCUUCUGUGGUUUGGUAACUUCCUGUUCUUCAACGGACUCUGGCUGGACUGACGAAGACGCAGAGCUUGGAAAGAUUCAAAGUAUGCAGCAUCCGUCUCGCAACGGAGCUUUCAACUGCAAAGGGGCAUUGUGAUUCCAUUCCGUUGUGGACAGUCCCCAUAAAAAUGAAUGCCAUCCGGUAUAACGUAACGGAGUGCUUAUGGUUAAUGUGAAUGAAGCAUUAUUAUGAAUGUAAUUAUUAAUGAGUGACAACCACUGAAUGUCAUUCAUUACACUUGUUGGAGUUUUGUAACAGAUGUAUCUUUCCAUUCAUCAAAUGGUGGGUGCAUUUUGCACUGUUUGGAUGCGGGACAGCGGGAAUAAUUAUAUAGCGGACGAAUGUGCGCAGGUAGCCAGGCUUGCAUAGGAGCCUUGUGAUGUGAUUUUUUGACAAUCAGAUGAAAACAUCAUGACUGGUUGUGUUUAUGUCACAUUAAAAGGUUUGCCUAAUACAUUUUAAAAGUAAAACAACACAUAUGUACUAUUAGGCUCACAGAGAUGCAAUUAAAUUAAUAGGGAUUCUAUAUGUAAUUCUAUGAUUAGGUCCAUCAUUUUUUUUCAACCCUGUUCCUAUUGAUGUGUCAGCUGACUGCUAGUCUCAUUGGGCUGAAUUCAGAGUUGACAUAAGCAUGUGCAAGUUAGACUUUUGCAUAAUAUAAUUCACUGUCAGUGGGAGAGGUGCAUAAAAGUAAAAACAUAUAUAUAUGCCAUUUAACAGAGUCUUUUAUCCAAAGUGACUUACAACAUGCGUGCAUACAUUUUAUGUUUGGGUGGUCCCAGGAAUUGAACCCACUACCCUGGUGUUGACAAGGGGCAUGCGCUACCAACUGAGCUACAAAGGACCAGUUAAGCGUAUCUAAAGUCAGAUUACAGCCCAUUCUCAAACGCGUAGCAAGGCUAGUUGACAGCCUACGAUCAACUGCUAAUGCUUUCAUGUGUGUGUAAAUGUCCAUGUAUUUCAGUUGACUGCAUUUGAAUGAAUUGUGGAACUAAUAAAGUAAAGUAAAAGUAAUGUGUUUCUGUCCCAGAUCUCAGUGUGGCUAAAGAGCAGCAACGGUGUCCUCUCCAGCAACACUGAGCCAGGCUCCCUGCUCUCCCAGUCUGAAGACAUGCUCAACAAACACCUGGAACUCUCUUCACAGACACAGGUAGAGUCAGAUAUAACACCUGUACACUUACUCAACCCUAUUCAGAUAUACGUCCCUUUUGUUUAUUUACACAGCUCUUGUACAACGUUUGGGGUCACUUCCAUUUCAAUUCAGGAAUCUCAGUUUACUUCCUGAAUUGAAUUCAUUCUAAUGGACCUAACCCUGUCUUGUACUGUACUAAAGCAUACACAUUACAUUACCAACAGUUUGUGGACACCUGCUCGUCGAACAUCUCAUUCCAAAAUCAUGGGCAUUAAUAUGGUGUUGGUCCCCCCUUUGCUGCCAUAACAGCCUACACUCUUCUGGGAAGGCUUUUCACUAGAUGUUGCAACAUUGCUGCUGGGACUUGCUUCCAUUCAGCCACAAGAGCAUUAGUCAGGUCGGGCACUGAUGUUGGGCGGUUAGGCCUGGCUCGCAGUCGGCAUUCCAAUUCAUCCCAAAGGUGUUCAAUGGGGUUGAGGCCAACCAAGUUCUUCCACACCGAUCUCGACAAACCAUUUCUGUAUGGACCUCGCUUUGUGCACGGGGGCAUUGUCAUGCUGGAACAGGAAAGGACCUUACCCAAACUGUUGCCACUAAGUUGAAAGCACAGUAUCGUCUAGAAUGUCAUUGUAUGCUGUAGCAUUACGAUUUCCCUUCACUGGAACUAAGGGGCCUAGACCGAACCAUGAAAAACAGCCCCAGACCAUUAUUCCUCCUACACCAAACUUUACAGUUGACACUAUGCAUUCGGGCAGGUAGCAUUUUCCUGGCAUCCGCCAAACCCAGAUUUGUCCAUCGGACUGCCAGAUGGUAAAGUGUGAUUCAUCACUCCAGAGAAUGCGUUUCCACUGCUCCAGUCCAAAAAUGGCGAACUUUACACCACUCUAGCCAUCGCUUGGCAUUGCGCAUGGUGAUCUUAGGUUGGUGUGCGGCUGCUUGGCCAUGGUAACCCAUUUCACGAAGCUCCCGACUAACAGUUAUUGUGCUGACGUUGCUUCCAGAGGCAGUUUGGAACUCUAUAGUGAGUGUUGCAAUCGAGGACAGACGAUUUCUACGCGUUUCAGCAUUCGGUGGUCCCGUACUUUGAGCUUGUGUGGCUUACCACUUCGCGGCUAAGCCGUUUUUGCUCCUAGACAUUUCCACUUCACAAUAACAGCACUUACAGUUGACUGGUGCAGCUCUAGCAGGGCAGAAAUUUGACAAACGUACUUGUUGGAAAGGUGGCAUCCUAUGAGCGUGCCACGUUGAAAGUCACUGAGCUCUUCAGUAUGGCCAUUCUACUGCCAAUGUUUGUCUGUGGAGAUUGCAUGGCUGUGUGCUCGAUUUUAUACACCAGUCGGCAACAGGUGUGGCUGAAAUAGCCGAAUCCACUAAUUUGAAGGGGUGUCCACAUACUUUUGUGUAUAAAAUAGUGUAUGUGUUACCAUAGAGUUUUCUCAACCCUGGUAAUUUGGUUCUCAGGAAACAGUCAGUGAGGCAGAGGCCAUGGCAGAACUGAUAAAGGAACUGAGAACACUGGAGUGUCCUGAAGCCACUGAGUUCUCCAACAAAGCAUCACUGCUAGAAGAGGAGCUGAAGACAGUCACCAGAAACAUCACAUCUCGCAUCGAGAAUAUCCGACCAUACGUGGGCUUCUUGCGAAUUGCUGAGGAGGUUAUUUUCUCUUACAUCAUUUGAUGAAACUUAGGAAGCUCAUGGUUUUUAUAGAUCUGUAUAGUUAGUUUGGUACAGUGGUAUCUGACUAAAUAAUGUUACAUAAUUAUGUACAGUGUACAUUUAAGUUUUUAUGUAUUUCAUUAAUAUUAUGUUGAAAGCACAGGGGAAUUCAAAUGAAAUGUGUCAUUAACUGAAAUGGAAAUCAAUCUGAAAUGCAGUGUUGGGGAAGCUACUCUGAAAAUAUAAUUUACGAAGAUGCCAGUUACUUAACCCUGGAAGAAGUUAAGCUACACCAAAGCUACCCUUAAGAAAGAUAUAGUUUACUUAUCUAAAGUUACUUUGUAGUUCACUACAUCCAAACCUCUUCAUGAAAGAUUAUCAUAUGUAAAUCUGAAAUGUCAUAGAAGACAAUUUGCAAGAACAGUUCACUUUGGGGUCAUAUGUUAACAGAAUGUGUAAUUUAGCCUAUUAAGCACAAAAUCAAUGUUUCAAGUGAGAAUUAGGCAGGUCGGAUGCCAAAAAAGAAAGUAAAUGAUUGCCUACUUCACCCAUAUUUUAUUUUCCUUUUGCAAGAAGAGUAGUGUGUAGCUCCAGUAGUUAACUGCACAACUACAUGGCAAAAAAAGUAAUUAACUACUGAAAACACUACCUAGAUUUGAAUUUAGUUUAACUACCACUAAGCUACUGCAAAAAGUAGUUAAAUUACUAGUUGAACUACUUGUAGUUUACUACGCCACAACACUGCUAAAAUGUAAUAUUCUGACAUGUGUGACUCCAAUGCUGGUUCAGGUGGAGGAACAGAUGCAGAGUCUACAUGAGAGCUAUAACAGGAAGCCAGAGGAGGAGGAGAAUGAGGAGAGUGGAGUAACGUCUAAGGAGAUAGCUGACGCUAAGUGGCAAUCCAUGUUGGAACGCUUCCUCACCACACUGGACCUAGGAAACAACUACAUCAACUCCUCAAACAUGGUGAGAGACAUUAUUAAGCCUCAACCCCUCCAUGCACUGUUAUCCAUGCUAACAUUGAGCCUUCCUAUAAGCCAUUGCUUUUCUGUCUGCACAUACAGUUCAUUCAGAAAGUAUUCAGACCCCUUGAGUUUUUCCACAUUUUGUUACGUUACAGCCUUAUUCUAAAAUGGAUUAAAUUAAUUGUUUUCCUCAUCAAUCUACGUACAAUUCCCCAUAAUGACAAAGAGAAAACAGGUUUGUAGAAAUAUUUGCAAAAAAUAAAAACAUAAAAAAAAUAUUUAUAUAAGUAUUCAGACCCUUUGCUGUGAGACUCGAAAUUGAGCUCAGGUGCAUCCUGUUUCCAUUGAUCAUCCUUGAGAUAUUUCUACAACUUCAUUGGAGUCCACCUGUGGUAAAUUCAAUUGAUUGGACAAGAUUUGGAAAGGCAUACACCUGUCUAUAUAAGGUCCCACAGCUGACAUUGCAUGUCAGAGCAAAGACCAAGCUAUGAGCAAAGACCGUAGAGCUCAGAGACAGGAUUGUGUCGAGGCACAGAUCUGGGGAAGGGUACCAAAAAAUGUAUGCAGCAUUGAAGGUCCCCAAGAACAUAGUGGCCUCAAUCAUUCUUAAAUGGAAGAAGUUUGGAACCACCAAGACUCUUCCUAGAGCUGGUCGCCUGGCCAAACUGAGCAAUCAGGGGAGAAGGGCCUUGGUCAGGGAGAUGACCAAGAACCUGAUGGUCACUCUGACAGAGCUCCAGAGUUCUUCUGUGGAGAUAGAAGAACCUUCCAGAAGGACAACCAUCUUUGCAGCACUCCAACAAUCAGGCCUUUAUGGUAGAGUGGCCACACUCCUCAGUAAAAGGCACAUGACAGCCCGCUUGGAGUUUAACAAAAAGCACCUAAAGACUCUCAGACCAUGAGAAACAAGAUUCUCUGGUCUGAAGAAACCUGGCACCAUCCCUACGGUGAAGCAUGGUGGUGGCAGCAUCAUGCUGUUGGGAUGUUUUUCAGUGGCAGGGACUGGGAGACUAGUCAGGAUUGAGGGAAAGAUGAACAGAGCAAAGUACAGAGAGAUCCUUGAUGAAAACCUGCUCCAGAGCGCUCAGGACCUCAGACUGGGGCGAAGGUUCACCAUCCAACAGGACAACGACCCUAAGCACACAGCCAAUACAACGCAGGAGUGGCUUCUGGACAAGUCUCUGAAUGUCCUUGAGUGGCCCAGCCAGAGCCCGGAUAUGAUCCCGGUCGAACAUCUCUGGAGAGACCUGAAAAUAGCUGUGCAGUGACGCUCCCCAUCCAACCUGACAGAGCUUGAGAGGAUCUGCAGAGAAGAAUGGGAGAAACUCCCCAAAUACAGGUGUGCCAAGCUUCUAGCGUCAUACCCAAGUAGACUCAAGGCUGUAAUCGCUGCCAAAGGUGCUUCAACAACGUACUGAGUAAAGGGUCUGAAUACUUAUGUAAAUGUAUAUUUCCAUUUUUAAUUUUUUAUGAAUGUGCAAAAUUGUCUACAAACUGUUUUUGCUUUGUCAUUAUGAGGUAUUGUGUGUAGAUUUAUGAGGGAAAAAAAACAAUUUAAUCAAUUUUAAAAUAAGGCUGUAACGUAACAAAAUGUGGAAAAAGUCAAGGGGGUUGAAUACUUUCCGAAUGCACUGUAUAUCUUAGAAUUAACAAGUAAUAAUAAUACAUUUUAUUUUAAGCGCUUUUCAAGACACCCAAGUCACUUUACAUACACAAGAUAAUCAGCAGGAUAAAAAGCAAUACAAUCACACAUUAAAAUAAGCAAGUAUAUAAAAGUACACGAAAUAUAAGGACAGACUAACCAGGGAGGUGAACUAAACAGGGUUUCAGCAGUGGGUUCAGUGCGAGAGGGUCUGAGUCGUGAGAUGUUUUUGAGGUGGAAGAAGGCUGACUUGGUGAUGUUUUGGAUUCUGGGUUCAAAUGACAGCGUGGGGGACAAACGUAACAGCAAGUUCCUGACUGUGGAGUUUUUUGCUUUUUAAAACUAAAUGAUGCCAAAACAGAGGUCAUGCCAAAAUUAGACAAACCUUAUAACCAUUGAUUAUUGCAUUUUCAUAUAAGUAUGGUUAGCAUUGCUUUGGAAUAAUAACUUCCGCCAACAUCCAGGAGCCCUUCGUAAGGGCUGUAGGAUACAGAUAAGAUCCAGUACCUGAUACCAAUGGAUUCUUUAUGUUGACAUUGUCAGGUGAGUGAGAACCUGAAUCUGAAUGUGAGGGCAGCCAUCGGUGUGGUGGAGAAGACCAUUGAGGAGCUGAACAAGAAGAAGGUGGAUCUGUCAGACCUCUGGACCUCCUGGCAGCUCCACGUCAGUCAGAUGAAGUCCGUCAAGAAACAGUUGAAGAAAUACAAAGAACAACUGAAAAAGGUACAACACAAAUAAGUAUAUAUAAUGUACACUACCGUUCAAAAGUUUGGGGUCACUUAGAAAUGUCCUUGUUUUCGAAAGAAAAGCAAUUUUUCUGUCCAUUUAAAAUAACAUAAAAUCAGAAAUACAGUGUAGACAUUGUUAAUGUUGUAAAUGGCUAUUGUAGCUGGAAACGGCUGAUUUUGUAUGGAAUAUCGACAUAGGCGUACAGAGGCCCAUUAUCAGCAACCAUCAGUCCUGUGUUCCAAUGGCACGUUGUGUUUGCUAAUCCAAGUUUAUCAUUUUAAAAGGCUAAUUAAUCAUUAGAAAACCCUUUUGCAAUUAUGUUAGCACAGCUGAAAACUGUUGUGCUGAUUAAAGAAGCAAUAAAACUGGCCUUCUUGAGACUAGUUGAGUAUCUGGAGCAUCAGCAAUUGUGGGUUCGAUUACAGGCUCAAAAUGGCCAGAAACAAAGAACUUUCUUCUGAAACUCGUCAGUCUAUUCUUGUUCUGAGAAAUGAAGGCUAUUCCAUGCGAGAAAUUGCCAAGAAACUGAAGAUCUCGUACAACGCUGUGUACUACUCCCUUCACAGAACAGUGCAAACUGGCUCUAACCAGAAUAGAAAGAGGAGUGGGAGGCCUCGGUGCACAACUGAGCAAGAGGACAAAUACAUUACAGUUUCUAGUUUGAGAAACAGACGCCUCACAGGUCCUCUACUAGCAGCUUCAUUAAAUAGUACCCUCAAAACACCAGUCUCAACGUCAACAGUGAAGAGGUGACUCCGGGAUGCUGACCUUCUAGGCAGAGUUGCAAAGAAAAAGCCAUAUCUCAGACUGCCCAUCUUAAUAUUUUCUUUUUAUUGGCCAGCCUGCUCAAAUAAGCAAAUAGAAACGACAGUCCAUCAUUACUUUAAGACAUCCGGAAAAUCAGGCCUUCAUGGUCGAAUUGCUGCAAAGAAACCACUACUAAAGGACACCAAUAAGAAGAAGAUACUUGCUUGGGCCAAGAAACACGAGCAAUGGACUUUAGACCGGUGGAAAUCUGUCCUUUGGUCCGAUGAGUCCAAAUUUGAGAUUUUUGGUUCCAACCGCCGUGUCUUUGUGAGACGCAGAGUACGUGAACGGAUGAUCACCGCAUGUGUGGUUCCCACCAUGAAGCAUGGAGGAGGAGGUGUUAUGGUGUGGGGUUGCUUUGCUGGUGACACUGUCAGUGAUUUAUUUAGAAUUCAAGGCACACUUAACCAGCAUGGCUACCACAGCAUUCUGCAGCGAUACGCCAUCCCAUCUGGUUUGUGCUUAGUGGGACUAUCAUUUGUUUUUCAACAGGACAAUGACCCAAACACACCUCCAGGCUGUGUAAGGUCUAUUUGACCAAGAAGGAGAGUGAUUGAGUGCUGAAUCAGAUGACCUGGCCUCCACAAUCACCCGACCUCAACCCAAUUGAGAUGGUAUGGAAAAGCAGCCAACAAGUGCUCAGCAUAUUUGGGAACUCCUUCAAGACUGUUGGAAAAGCAUUCCUCUUGAAGCUGGUUGAGAGAAUGCCAAGAGUGUGCAAAGCUGUCAUCAAGGCAAAGGGUGGCUACUUUGAAGAAUCGCAUUUGUUUAACACUUUUUGGGUUACUACAUGAUUCCAUAUGUGUUAUUUCAUAGUUUUGAUGUCUUCACUAUUAUUCUACAAUGUAGAAAAUAGUAAAAAUAACGAAAAUCCCUUGAAUGAGUAGGUGUAUCCAAACUUUUGACUGGUACUAUAUAUCCAUGACAAAUUCCUGAAUCACAACAAAUGUAUUCUCAAUUUAUCAUAAGUGCAAUCUCAUUUAGUGUUAAGACAACCCCCUGAAUACAAUGUUGGAACAGAAGUGUUAUUUUUUUUUUAUUGAGUUUUUUUUUACAGACUGUUCAUGACCUAAAGAAUGUGGAGGAGGUUCUUGUCCCGACCUCUAAAGUAGAUCUGGGAAGGGAUCUUCAGACUGUGUCCAAGCUACUGGAGAACUUUAACCUAGCUAAGCCCCAGUUUCUGGUAAGAACUGUAGCCUAUUGGCAUGUCAUACACAGUAGGUAGAAGAAAUCACAACAUUAUUAUGUCUGAUUAUGUAUAAUACUUUUACAAUAGUACCAAUAGUCUGUGUUAGUAGUUAGUUAGUAUACACUUUACCUUAUCUAUACAGUAUCUUUACAGGGGCUCUAAGAAGCAUGACACCAUGCCUACAUUUGUGUUCUGGUCCAUUAUGUGAUAUCCUAUAGGUAAAUAUGCAUUAUUAUUCUACUAUAUCUCUAUUUACUGUAUGUCCCCUGUAGCAGUUGAAUGCAGAAGUAGAAUACAUGGUGAAGACAUCAGAACUGUUGGCGUUGAAAGGAAUUCCUAUCAAAGAGAAGAGUGAGAAAGUCACAGAGAUGCUUCACCUUCAUCAGAGAGUGAAAAAUAAAAUCAAAGAGUAUGAGUCUGUCCUCAACAUGGCCGUGAAGUUCCACCAGCUCUAUGACGAGGUAACAACACAUAGUCUAAGUGUGCGGGUUGUGUACCGCCCUAUUCCCAAUGGAAUAGUGCACUACUUUUGACCAGGGCUCAUAAGGUGUACUAUAUAGGGAAUAGGGUGAAAUUUGGGACGCAACCAUAGUCUUACAUUCUGUAAAUAUCAGGGAGGGUGUUAUCUUUGCUAUAGUCUCUUCAGAGUCAUUGUGUCUGGGUCUGGCAUGGAAAACUAUAUUUGCUGUGUGUUUGAGAGAACACAUGGGAUCAGUUUAGAAUAGAUCAAAGCUCCCUGCCCUUCACAGACAUUUUCAGAUUGAAAUGUCACAUAAAUAUUGUAACUAUCAGAGAGUUACUUACCUAUCUAGCUUUUCUGUAGACACCAAAGAACACAGGAUAUCAGUUAAGAGAUGCCCUGGAGAUUCCUCGCAGACCUUUUCAGCCAGAAAUGUACCAUAAGAGAUUAAUACUUUGCAUGCUUUGCAGGUUUCCCAGACAAGAUAACACAGAAGACACUAAUAGACCUCAUUACUUACUAAUUUUAUAAUCAAUUCUUGAACAGCUGGUGAUAUGCAAACAUCAUUAAACACACAUAGAUUCGGAUCAUAGCAAUAAAUAAACAGCCUCCUAAUUGGUUCAUUGUUUUGUCCCCAGCUGGAUAAGCUGUUAAUGUUGGAGCCUGUGACGGGGUUCAGUGAGACGAGCCAGGCUAAGAUCCAGCUGAUCCAACACCAGGACAGACAGAGUCACGUCAGACACCUAUACAAGCUGGCUAUCUCUCUGGGAGGAGAUAUCAGCAACACUGUACAACAGUCGGUGAGAAGACACACACACACACACAGCCACGUCAGACACCUGUACAAGUUGGCCAUCUCUCAGUAACACUGUCGGUGCGACUGCAAGGCAACACCUCAUCAUUCACCGCUGUUGUUUGUUUGUCUUGACCCUGAGAGCAUGUUUGCACUCCCCUUGCACCAAGUGCUGGACUUUUUUUUUCACAGGCACAAUGCAUACCAAUGAAAUGCUAAAUAAUAAAUAAACUCAGCAAAAAAAGAAAUGUCCUCUCACUGUCAACUGCGUUUAUUUUCAGCAAACUUAACAUGUGUAAAUAUUUGUAUGAACAUAACAAGAUUCAACAACUGAGACAUAAACUGAACAAGUUCCACAGACAUGUGACUAACAGAAAUUGUAUAAUGUGUCACUGAACAAAGGGGGGGUCAAAAUAAAAAGUAACAGUCAGUAUCUGGUGUGGCCACCAGCUGCAAUAAGUACUGCAGUGCAUCUCCUCCUCAUGGACUGCACCAGAUUUGCCAGUUCCUGCUGUGAGAUGUUACCCCAUUCUUCCACCAAGACACCUGCAAGUUCCUGGACAUUUCUUGGGGGAAUGGCCCUAGCCCUCACACUCCGAUCCAACAGGUCCCAGACGUGCUCAAUGGGAUUGAGAUCCGGGCUCUUCGCUGACCAUGGCAGAACACUGACAUUCCUGUCUUGCAGGAAAUCACGUACAGAACGAGCAGUAUGGCUGGUGGCAUUGUCAUGCUGGAGGGUUAUGUCAGGAUGAGCCUGCAGGAAGGGUACCACAUGAUGGAGGAGGAUGUAACACUCAUUUCUUCGACGAUAAACGCGAAUCCGACCAUCACCCCUGGUGAGACAAAACUGCGACUCGUCAGUGAAGAGCACUUUUUGCCAGUCCUGUCUGGUCCAGCGAUGGUGGGUUUGUGCCCAUAGGCGACAUUGUUGCCGGUGAUGUCUGGUGAGGACCUGCCUUACAACAGGCCAACAAGCCCUCAGUCCAGCCGCUCUCAGCCUAUUGCGGACAGUCUGAGCACUGAUAGAGGGAUUGUGCGUUCCUGGUGUAACUCGGGCAAUUGUUGUUGCCAUCCUGUACCUGUCCCGCAGGUGUGAUGUUCGGAUGUACCGAUCCUGUGCAGGUGUUGUUACACGUGGUCUGUCACUGCGAGGACGAUCAGCUGUCCGUCCUGUCUCCAUUGCAAUUUAUUGCCCUGGCCACAUCUGCAGUCCUCAUGUCUCCUUGCAGCAUACCUAAGGCACAUUCACGCAGAUGAGCAGGGACCCUGGGCAUCUUCCUUUUGGUGUUUUUCAGAGUCAGUAGAAAGGCCUCUUUAGCGUCCUAAGUUUUCAUAACUGUGACCUUAAUUGCCUACCGUCUGUAAGCUGUUAUUGUCUUAACGACCGUUCCACAGGUGCAUGUUCAUUAAUUGUUUAUGGUUCCUUGAACAAGCAUGUGAAACAGUGUUUAAACCCUUUACAAUGAAGAUCUGUUAAGUUAUUUGGAUUUUUUACGAAUUAUCUUUGAAAGACAGGGUCGUGAAAAAGGGACGUUUCUUUUUUUGCUGAGUUUAGAAGUAUACUUUUGAAGAUUGUUACAUUUCCUGAUCAUUAUCCUAUGAUACAAACAUUUUCUCUCCUGCCAUCCCAGCAUGCCUCAGGUUUCUCUGUGCAGCGUCUGCAGGAGCGUCUGGAGAGACUGGAGAGAGGCUGUGUGAACUGGAGUGCUGAGGCCAACAGGUGUGAAGAGAGCCUCAUCAGCAACAUGUACUACUGUGUCUUCAAGGAGGAGAUCACUGAGGUGAAACCCUCUCUCUCUCUCUCGCUCACACACACACACACACACACACACACACACACACACACACACACACACACACACACACACACACACACAGCUUCAAGGAGGAGAUCACUAAGGUUGGACAAACAACCCUUUGGCUUUAUAUCAAUUAGUCUAUUAGUGUAGGUCAGGGCUCUCCAACCCUGUUCCUGGAGAGCUACACUCCUGUAAGUUUUAACUCCAACCCUCUUCCUGGAGAGCUACCCUCCUGUAGGUUUUAACUCCAAACCCUGUUCCUGGAGAGCUACCCUCCCGUAGGUUUUAAUUCCAACCCUGUUCCUGGAGAGCUACCCUCCCGUAGGUUUUAACUCCAACCCUGUUCCUGGAGAGCUACCCUCCCAUAGGUUUUAAUUCCAACCCUGUUCCUGGAGAGCUAACCUCCUGUAGGUUUUAACUCCAAACCCUGUUCCUGGAGAGCUACCCUCCCGUAGGUUUUAAUUCCAACCCUGUUCCUGGAGAGCUACCCUCCCAUAGGUUUUAACUCCAAUCCUGUUCCUGGAGAGCUACGCUACUGUAGGUUUUAAGUCCAACCCUGUUCCUGGAGAGCUACAACCCGAGUUAUAGCUAACCUGAUUCAACCAGCUAAUUAUUAGUAUCAGGUGUGCUAGAUUAGGGUUGGAGUGAAAACCUACAGGACGGUAGCUCUCCAGGAACAGGGUUAUGCACCCCAAUGUAUCUAACCCAGGCCCCAGAUCAAGAGUUCAAUUUAUCUAACACAGGUCCCAGAUCAAGAGCUCAAUUUAUCUAACCCAGGUCCCAGAUCAAGAGCUCAAUUGAUCUGAGGUCAAACCCUCUCUCUCUCGCUCACACACACACACACACACACACACACACACACACACACACACACACACACACACACACACACACACACACACACACACACACACACACACACACACACACACACACACACACACACACACACACAGCUUCAAGGAGGAGAUCACUAAGGUUGGACGGUGAAACAACCCUUUGGCUUUAUAUCAAUUAGUCUAUUAGUGUAGGUCAGGGCUCUCCAACCCUGUUCCUGGAGAGCUACACUCCUGUAGGUUUUAACUCCAACCCUGUUCCUGGAGAGCUACACUCCUGUAAGUUUUAACUCCAAGCCUGUUCCUGGAGAGCUACCCUCCUGUAGAUUUUAACUCCAACCCUGUUCCUGGAGACCUACCCUCCUGUAGGUUUUAACUCCAACCCUGUUCCUGGAGAGCCACCCUCCUGUAGGUUUUAACUCCAACCCUGUUCCUGGAGAGCUACCCUCCUGUAGGUUUUAACUCCAAACCCUGUUCCUGGAGAGCUACACUCCCGUAGGUUUUAACUUCAACCCUGUUCCUGGAGAGCUACGCUACUGUAGGUUUUAAGUCCAAUCCUGUUCCUGGAGAGCUACAACCCGAGUUAUAGCUAACCUGAUUCAACCAGCUAAUUAUUAGUAUCAGGUGCGCUAGAUUAGGGUUGGAGUGAAAACCUACAGGACGGUAGCUCUCCAGGAACAGGGUUAUGCACCCCAAUGUAUCUAACCCAGGCCCCAGAUCAAGAGUUCAAUUUAUCUAACCCAGGUCCCAGAUCAAGAGCUCAAUUUAUCUAACCCAGGUCCCAGAUCAAGAGCUCAAUUGAUCUAACCCAGGUCCCAGAUCAAGAGCUCAAUUUAUCCAACCCAGGCCCCAGAUCAAGAACACAAUUGAUCUAACCCAGGCCCCAGAUCAAGAGCUCAAUUUAUCUAACACAGGCCCCAGAUCAAGAGCUCAAUUUAUCUAACACAGGCCCCAGAUCAAGAGCUCAAUUUAUCUAACACAGGCCCCAGAUCAAGAGCUCAAUUUAUCAAACACAGGGACCAGAUCAAGAGCUCAAGCUUGGGGCUUUUAGGACUGUGUCACGUUCGUUGAAUGAUGGGUCAGACCAAGGCGCAGCGUGAUAUGCAUACAUGUUUAUUUUAACUAUUAAACACCACGACAAAACAAUAAACGAAACGAAACGUGAAGUCCAAGGUAGUACAGAAAACAAACCUUACACGGAACAAGAUCCCACAACUAGAGAGUGCCAAUAGGCUGCUUAAGUAUGGUCCCCAAUCAGAGACAACGAGCGACAGCUGCCUCUGAUUGGGAACCACACCGGCCAACAUAGAACUAGACAUACUAGAUCCUCAUACAUAGAACAAGCACAACAAGGAAUAUACACACCCUGACUCAACAUAUAAGCGUCCCCUGAGUCAGGGCGUGACAGACUGUGAUCCUUGUCUCUAGAGGGUCUAUAUUCAAAGUGACAUUCCCUCCCUCUCCUCCCUCUCUCUUUCCCUCCCCCUCCAUCCUCCUGUCUCUGCCAUUUGUCUCAUGUUUCUCCAGUCAGGAGAGCAGAUUCCUCUCAUAUCAGCUGUGGAAGCGCAACCCAAAUAAGAGGCCUCAAUACCAGGGCCUCAAUCCCCUAUUUAUUAGAGAUUCCCUUGGCCUAAUAAUGAUUAUAUCUGCAUGUCAUAUGUAGGCCUGUGGGUGGUACUAGUCUAAAGUUUGCACACACAUCUUUAGCAGUUUCUUUAUCAUGUUUCCUGUUCCAAAUCUAUUCAUGGAACUCUAUUUUUACUCCAACACACCAUUUAUGGCACAGCCAAGAUGUGUUUGUCCUCUGCCUCCAUCUAGUGAACGAUGUUGUCAGUAUGUAAGUGUUUAUACAACUUGAGAUGCUCUGUUUUUAUAAACAUUUUUGGGUCCAUUUCUUAUUAAUUCACCACCAUAUCAGUUUUCAUUGUUAAUAACUGCAAUCAAAAUGUUGUUUUCAUUAGGGUGUUUCUGUUACCUCACAUGGCUUGGUUAUACAUACCCUAGAAAGGCCCUUUCUACUGAAUAAUACACAUUUUCCAACACUUGAGAAGUGAGGGCAUAAUUAUUAUUUUCUGGUUAGGUUAUUUCAUCUGGCCAGCAGAGGGAGCCGCUGUUGCCUCCUUAGAGAAAGUAGAGCGCUCGUAAAUAUGUCAUGAAUAUAUCACCUUGCUUGGAUCAUUACUUGGAAUACAUGUGACAGUAUUUCAUAUACCACCAUGUCGCUGAUACAGGUUGACAUACUUCUCCGUUCCCACUAUAUUAAGGACACCAUACAGUUGGCUGAGCAUACCUAGACACACCUAGACAUUUACCAGACACUGCUAAAAGGUUACAGUCAUUUUGGAAAGUAUUCGGACCCCUUGACUUUUUCCACAUUUUGUUACAUUACAGCCGUAUUCUAAAAUGGAUUAAAUUGUUUUUUCCCCUCAUUAAUCUACACACAAUACCCCAUAAUGACAAAGCAAAAACAGGUUUUAGAAAACCAGAAAUAUCACAUUUACAUAAGUAUUCAGACCCUUUACUCAGUACUUUGUUAAAGCACCUUUGGCAGCGAUUACAGCCUUGAGUCUUCUUUGGUAUGACACAAGCUUGGCACACCUGUAUUUGGGGAGUUUCUCACAUUCUUCUCUGCAGAUCCUCACAACCUCUGUAAGGUUGGAUGGGGAGCGUCACUGCACAGCUAUUUUCAGGUCUCUCCAGAGAUGUUCGUCCGGGCUCUGGCUGGGCCACUCAAGGACAUUCAGACACUUGUCCCGAAGCCACUCCUGUGUUGUCUUGGCUGUGUGCUUAGGGUCGUUGUCCUGUUUGAAGGUAAACCUUCGCUCCAGUCUGAGGUCCUGAGCGCUCUGGAGCAGGAUUUCAUCAAGGAUCUCUCUGUCCUUUGUUCCGUUCAUCGUUCCCUCGAUCCUGACCAGUCCUUGCCGCUGAAAACGACAACAUCCCAACAGCAUGAUGCUGCCACCACUAUGCUUCACCAUAGGGAUGCCAGGUUUCCUUCAGACUUGACGCUUGGUAUUCAGGCCAAAGAGUUCAAUCUUGGUUACAUCAGACCAGAGAAUCCUGUUUCUCAUGGUCUGAGAGUCCUUUAGGUGCCUUUUGGCAAACUCCAAGCGGGCUGUCAUAUGCCUUUUACUGAGGAGUGGCUUCCGUCUGGCCGCUCUACCAUAAAGGCCUAAUUGGUGGAGUGCUGCAGAGAGGGUUGUCCUUCUGGAAGGUUCUCCCAUCUCCACAGAGGAACUCUGGAGCUCUGUCAGAGUGACCAUCAUGUUCUUGGUCACCUCCCUGACCAAGGCCCUUCUCCCGUUAUUGCUCAGUUUGGCCAGGCGGCCAGCUCUAGGAAGAGUCUUGGUGGUUCCAAACUUCUUCCAUUUAAGAAUGAUGGAGGCCACUGUGUUCUUGGGGACCUUCAAUUCUGCAGACAUUUUGUGGUACCCUUCUCCAGAUCUGUGUCUCGACACAAUCCUGUUUCAGAGCUCUACGGACAAUUCCUUCGACCUCAUAGCUUGGUUUUUGCUCUGAUAUGCACUGUCAACUGUGUGACCUUAUAUAGACAGCUGUGUGCCUUUCCAAAUCAUGUCCAAUUAAUUGAAUUUACCACAGUUGGACUCCAAUCAAGUUGUAGAAACAUCUCAAGGAUGAUCAAUGGAAAUAGGAUGCACCUGAGCUCAAUUUCUAGUCUCAUAGCAAAGGGUCUGAAUAUUUAUGUAAAUAAGGUAUUCAUUUUUUAUUUGUUAUUUUACAUUUGCAAAAAUGUCUAAAUACCUGUUUUUGCACUGUCAUUAUGGGGUAUUGUGCGUAGAUUGAUGAGGACAAUUUUUUAUUUAAUCCAUUUUAGAAUAAGGCUGUAAUGUAACAAAAUGUGGAAAAAGUCAAGGGGUCUGAAUACUUUCCUAAUGCACUGUAUUUCAAAGUUGGUGACAAUAAUUUCAAUUCAGUCAAUUCAAGAAGUACAGUAAACUGAAAUUCCAAUUUCAAUUGCCUUAUUAAAUAGCAUGGAAUUUCAGUUUACUUCCUGAAUUGACUGAAUUGAAAUGGAAUUAACUCCGAUCAUGUCUUAUGUAAUCUUACAGACCAGUCUACAAAACAUUUUUUGUGCAUGAAUAAAGAAUGAGAUGAUACAUUCAGAAAAAAUAUGACUUUCUAUUGAAUUACAAUUCAAGUAGAUGAUAUGAUCAAUAUAUUCUUAAUAGUAAUGACUAAGUAUUUAAUAUUAAUAUUAAUGACAUAAGUAAGUAUUAAGCAGUAAUGGUAAGAAAUUGAAAGAAGGGUAUUUUUUCUCUCUUUGCUGUGCCAUAAGUUUCCAUGAAAUAGACAGGCCAUGUGUUGUAGGGGUCAGUGGGUUUUGACUAGAUGGGAUACAGCUUAUGUCAGAAUUGACCAGGAUUGACUUUUCGUAGCAGGUUAGGAGAACUUAUGCAGCGGGUUAGGAUAAUUAACGUAGCAGGUUAGGAAAAGGUUUAGGCUUAGCUAAAAUGCAAAAAAUGUCAACUUUAGACGUCCAUUUGACUAGCCAACAGCCUUUUAUAAAUAUGGAUGAGUAGACAAGAUGGCAUUUUAUUAGCAGGGGCAGUUGCUGCUGCUCAUCAGCUGGGGUGAGACUCCAUUUAAAUCUGAUCGUGCUCUCAGACUGUACCCUCAAUUUACAGUAGCACAGUCUAGGCCUAGUGCCUAUUGCUCUCAAGAGUCAUACUGCUCUGGUUCUGCAAACUAAAGGCCGAUGUUUUUCUUGAGCGGAUGGUCAGGGGUCCGGAACAUAAAUUCUAGACUGCAAAUUGACCGCAAGAAGCCCAAACAGAUAUAAUAUUUGAAUAAAUCAUAAUCAUUUCAAACCUUGCUUACAUUUGUAUACGAUCACAUACAGUAUAUUUCUAUUAUGCGUGGGAAUCUUUGUCAUCUGUCAUCUUGAAAUAGCGCAAUAUUUUUAGAAAACCAAUCCAAUUAUUCUUCUGUAUCUACAGUCUUUCUUGAUGGGUAUGCUUAUAGUUCUUUAAAGGUUAUUUAAUUUGGUUCUAUUAGUUAUCAAUGGGUCAGAAGGUCUCAGUUAGGUCUCCGUAGCGUCUGGCUCAGUAGCUGUACAGUAAUUGCUUUUGGAAGCCCAACUCCAGCUACUUGAUGAGAUGGUACAGUCCCGUGGGACAACAAAAAGCCUUUCCUUAAUGUUUCCUUCUUGAAACUCUCUCUCUCUCUCUCUCUCUCUCUCUCUCUCUCUCUCUCUCUCUCUCUCUCUAUCUAUCUAUCUAUCUAUCUAUCUAUCUAUCUAUCUAUCUGUCUGUCUGUCUGUCUGUCUGUCUGUCUGUCUGUCUGUCUGUCUGUCUGUCUGUCUGUCUGUCUGUCUGUCUGUCUGUCUGUCUGUCUGUCUGUCUGUCUGUCUGUCUGUCUGUCUGUCUCUCUCUGCUCUCUCUCUAUCUCUCUCUCUCUCUCUCUCUCUCUCUCUCUCUCUCCUCUCUCUCUCUCUCUCUCUCUCUCUCUCUCUCUCCUCUCUCUCUCUCUCUCUCUCUCUCUCUCUCUCUCUCUCUCUCUCUCUCUCAAAUUUCAAUUCAAUUUCAAUUUAAGGGCUUUAUUGGCAUGGGAAACGUAUGUUAACAUUGCCAAAGCAAGUGAAGUAGAUAGUAAACAAAAGUGAAAUAAACAAUAAAUAUUAACAGUAAACAUUACACUCAGAAGUUUCAAAAGAAUAAAGACAUUUCAAAUGUCAUAUUAUGUAUAUAUACAGUGUUGUAACAAUGUGCAAAUAGCUAAAGUACAAAUGGGAAAAUAAAUAAACAUAAAUAUGGGUUGUAUUUACAAUGGUUUUUGUUCUUCACUGGUUGCCCUUUUCUUGUGGCAACAGGUCACAAAUCUUGCAGCUGUGAUGGCACACUGUGGUUUUUCACCCAGUAGAUAAGGGAGUUUAUCAAAAUUGGGUUUGUUUUUUGAAUUCUUUGUGGAUCGCUGUAAUCUGAGGGAAAUAUGUGUCUCUAAUAUGGUCAUACAUUUGGCAGGAGGUUAGGAAGUGCAGCUCAGUUUCCACCUCAUUUUGUGGGCAGUGUGCACAUAGCCUGUCUUCUCUUGAGAGCCAGGUCUGCCUACGGCGGCCUUUAUCAAUAGCAAGGCUAUGCUCACUGAGUCUGUACAUAGUCAAAGCUUUCCUUAAGUUUGGGUCAGUCACAGUGGUCAGGUAUUCUGCCACUGUGUACUCUCUGUUUAGGGCCAAAUAGCAUUCUAGUUUGCUCUGUUUUUUUGUUUGUUCUUUCCAAUGUGUCAAGUAAUUCUCUUUUUGUUUUCUCAUGAUUUGGUUGGGUCUAAUUGUGUUGUUGUUGUUGUUGUUGUCCUGGGGCUGUGUGGGGUCUGUUUGUGUUUGUGAACAGAGCCCCAGGACCAGCUUACUUAGGGGACUCCAAGUUCAUCUCUCUGUAGGUGAUGGCUUUGUUAUGGAAGGUUUGGGAAUCGCUUCCUUUUAAGUGGUUAUAGAAUUUAACGGCUCUUUUCUGGAUUUUGAUAAUUAGCGGGUUAAUGGCCUAAUUCUGCUCUGCAUGCAUUAUUUGGUGUUUUACGUUGUACACAGAGGAUGUUUUUGCAGAAUUCUGCAUGCAGAGUCUCAAUUUGGUGUUUGUCCCAUUUUGUGAAUUCUUGGUUGGUGAGCGGACCCCAGACCUCACAACCAUAAAGGGUAAUGGGUUCUAUAACUGAUUCAAGUAUUUUUAGCCAGAUCCUAAUUGGUAUGUCAAAUUUUAUGUUCCUUUUGAUGGUAUAGAAGGCCCUUCUUGCCUUGUCUCUCUCUCUCUCUCUCUCUCUCUCUCUCUCUCUCUCUCUCUCUCUCUCUCUCUCUCUGCAGUAAAACAGAGACUCCCCAUGUACCCAUCUCAGCUAGGGAAAAAUAUAGUUAUACGAGGUUCCCAAAAUUGGAUGUAGGGGGAGGCUGGUUAGGCUGCAGCUGUCCUGGUCUGACACAUGAGCUGGCCAUUCGGAGACUCUACACCACUGCAGAAGCCGUCGGCUGGGACAGAAAUGGCCCUGCAGUAUAAAUCACGUCUCCAGUCUUAGCCAUUAAGUUCACCAAAAUAAUCCCUACACUGACUGAAUCUGAAUCCAACCCUGCUCUGCUACACUGUUCUGUUUUCCUGCCAAAUAGGAUACACUAACCAGCCACCCUCCCCCUCCUCCAUAUCUCUGGUGGUGCUGUUAGAUGUUACAUGUUCAAUGUUCUGUAACUGUAUCAAAGGGAGUGAAUUACAAUAGAUUUAGAUGUCAACGCAGAUAAGAAACACAGAAUUAUGAUGAUUUUAGGCUUUUAUGUCUUAACUGAUUGAAAUGUUUUGUAUUCUGAUUGAAAACAUUUGUUAUUAAUAGAUCAUGAUUAUUUUCAUUUCAGCUGAGAGAGUCGUUCAAGGACCUCAAGAAGAAAUUCAACAACUUGAAGUUCAAUUAUAUGAAGAAAAACGACAAGUCAAGGAACCUGAAAGCAGUGAAAAACCAAAUCCAGCAGAUAGAGAUUUUUGUUGAAAAGUUACAGGUGAGACACCCCCCCCCCCCCCAGAAAAAAAAAAUCAAAAUUCCCUCAACCCCUGCUGUUCAAUGGUUUUGAAAUUAUUCCUAGGUCAUGUAUAUUUUGUUUACCUCUUUCUCUUUCUAUCUUCAUUCAGGUAUUGCAGAAACGGAUGCAGGUAUUUACAGUCAAAGUGACUUCCAGCACAGAGAAGCAUCUAAUAGGCAGUAGCCCCAGAGAGAUAGAGGAUGCUGUGAAUGAGCUACAGAGACAGCUGGGGGACUUUGACAAGACUGUGGAGGAGUACAGGCAGAAUCUGGACAUGAGCGUAAAGCUGCAGCAAGCUAUGGAGGAGGUGUGGAUUGGAUAA
This is a messenger RNA of Coregonus sp. 'balchen', 45712 nucleotides long. Lineage: Eukaryota; Metazoa; Chordata; Actinopteri; Salmoniformes; Salmonidae. The record is from the annotation of a GenBank genome assembly.